AUGCCUCAGCUCUCGGGAGCCGGAGGAGGCGGCGGCGGCGGGGACCCGGAGCUUUGUGCUACCGACGAGAUGAUCCCGUUCAAAGACGAAGGCGACCCCCAGAAGGAGAAGAUCUUCGCCGAGAUCAGCCACCCGGAGGAAGAGGGCGACUUGGCCGACAUCAAGUCGUCGCUGGUGAACGAGUCGGAGACGAUCCCAAACAGCAAUGGGCAUGAGGUGUGUAUGGAGAGAGAGAGAGAGAGAGAGAGAGGGAGGGAAAGAUGGGCACAAACGGUUGGGGGUCUGUGCGAAGGGCAAGGGGGACGCGCACAACAGCUGGCGGAAUAGAACAAACUUUCCUGGAAGGGCGACGGUCAAGUAGUAGCAGCAGCAGCAUAAUAAAAGUUGUGCACAGGGAACAAUCCGGUUUCACUCUUUGGGUGGGCUUCGGGGUGGGUUGUGGGGGGGGGGGGAGGCUUCGUCUUGAUCCUUUUGCCCUCUUAUCUCAAGCAGUAAAUCAAGCAGUAAAUCAGCCUGAGCUUGAUAAAGUCGCUGGAAUGCGUUCGAGUGGGUGGCUUUGCUAUUCCGGGGCUAGAGGAAAGGAUGGGGGGGUUGGGUGGGUGGAAGAGUAGGUUUCUGGUAAACUCAAGACUACCGCUCCUUUUCAGAGAUUUUGGGGGCUGUUGUUUUUUCCAAGUGUAGAAGGAUCUUUCUUUCAGGCUAGCUAAGGAAAGGGCGUGUGUGCGCGCAGCGUGGAAAACGGGAAACUGUAAGCCGCCAAGUGGGAUACUGUUUUGACCACGGCGCUUUGAAAACUGAUACUCCACAGUUCCCCAUGAAUGAGUAGCGCUUGGCGCGGCGGAGGAGGGAGUGGAGUUGAAAGCUCCGCUUGCUGCAGUUCCCCCCGCCUUGGAAUUGGGGGUGGGGGCAGGCAGAGCAGUUGAAGAGGAGCGGUUGUAAUGUUGUGAAGCUACUCUUUAAAUUUCCUGUUACCUUUCCCCUAGUUUAAACCCAUUUUUUUUUGAGUGGUGGGGAGGCAUGUAUUGGGGUGCAAGUAUGGCUAAACUGGCCUCCUUUGGUUUUGUUCCUUGUGCGUUUGCAGAUGGCUAUCGUGGCUCAAACGUAAACCUGGUCUGAGAUUAAAACUUGAGUCGGGUGCCGUAUUCCUUACAUUACCAUGGUUACUCUUGGUGCCCUGCCUUGCCGUGGUGCACUACAGUAGCAAAUAAGAGUACAUAGAGACACGUGGGUGGUUAGGUGGCAGCUCCCUAACUCUGCAGGGAUAAAUUAAUUUGGUAUAGGCAGAGCAAGAAAAACGCUAGAAAGUUAACUUCCUGUACAUCUUUCAGUGAGAGAUUUUUGGGAACAGUACGUCACAACAAAGUUCAGACUUUUUUCUAAAGGCAAACCACAGGUUUUAGGGCUGUGCUGCAGAAAACCAGUAAGGAGCCUUAAGUAGACAGACCUAUGUAUAUUUGUUGCCAAAAGAAAUAUCUGCAGGCUGAACUGACUCAUGCCUAGAUCAGAAGUUUGCUUGCUGUGAAAAGACAGAAGAAUCAGAGAUUUUGAGCAAUUUAAGGAAAUGGUUUUGGGGGGGGCAGGUUACCUAAAAGAUUGACUCCACCCUUUCAUACCUGCAUAUACUUUUAAGUUAUUCAUCAGAGGAUGGAGAGGGCCUUUUCUGUGCUGGUACCCUAGCUAUAGAAUGUCUUCUCAGGCUUUCUUGGUGCCUGCAUUAAAGUAUUUUCAGCACCAGGCAAAUACUAUUUUCCCCCAGCAAUUUUAAAUUAUUUCUUACUGGGUCUUCUGUUUAAGAAUGAUGAUAGAAUGCUUGUGGAAAUUUUUAUUGCUCUUAGUAUUUUAUCUGAUGGUUUUUUGUUUGUUUGAUUUUUGGUUAUUGUUUUUGUGAUCUGCCCAGAUGACAUGGUUAAUGGCUGGUCCAUCAUUUUUUUAAAGAAACUUUAUUUUUGUAGAAUCUGUGGCUUAACUGUGGCUUACAAAUUGAAAGAGCUCCUUUCCAUCAUUGCACCUGGUGUUAUUUUGCUAUAGUGGUACCUUAGGAACCUAGCCAAGGUGCUGCAGCCUACUACUAACAGUUGGGGAAAUGGUCCCAAGUACACUUAAGUCAACUAAAUUUCACUAAUGAUCAAUACCACUUACAGUGAAGGGUUUUGUUUUCUGAAUCCUUCAGAGUAAGGUGCAUGGAAGUCAACAGAACUUGUUUCCAAGGAACGACUUUCUUCCGGCACACUGAGAAAUGACUUGCAAACCUUCAAUGUUGGGUUGUGCAUUAAAGGUUUAGUUUGAAUUUCAAUGUUUCUGGAUUGCCUUUUAAAUUUGUAGGAGCUGGCAUUGUUUCAAAUGGAGUUGAGGUCUUUGAAAUGUAUUUAGUUACUUAAUGCGUACUGGUGUGUGUUAUUUGCAGUCAUUAACUAUAUAUUCCUUAUUGGGCAGAGGUGACUUGGCCAUGGUAUUCCCACAUUAACUUUCCACAUUGAGCUGUUGCAAUGUGCUCUAUGUAGGGCUGCUCUGGAAGACUUAUCAAAAACUUCCAACUGGUUCAAAAUGCUGGGUUGCUGCUAGAACUCCCAUAACCUCUGUUCUAAAACAGCUGCAUUGGUUUACCCAUUUGCUUUCAGGUUCAACUUAAGAUGCUCUUGGUUGGUAAUAUAUGGGGGGGGCUCCUUCUGGUAGUUCUGCUGCCCUAUAAAGUUCAGGGAUGUGGUGGUCUAAAAGAGGGCAUUAUCUGUGGCACCCCCUAAGUUCUGGAGUUCGCUCAGCACAGAGGUGUGUUGGCACCUUCGCUUUCAGUGAAUGCACCUCUGCCCUGGCCUCGGCACCUGAGACAUGUGUUUUCAGGUCCCACUCUGUUCCUAUGACUCCAAUUUCAACUGCUUUUAAUGCUGGAUUUGAAAUUGUUGUAACCUGCCUUGGAACCUGCUGGUGAAGGGCAGGUGAUGAAUUUAAUGAUAAUGAUUGUGAGUCCAUAUACCCCCCCCCCAAAAAAAUGUAAUUCAUUAUUUUCCAUGAGUAUGGAAUGCAGUGUGAGUGCUUUCUUCCCUAAAUCAGUUUUCAUGGCACAGGAAAAGGCAGGUUUGUAUGAAUCACAGGAUCCUAUAAUAGCAUUAGGCCUUAAGAGUAGCCAUGAAAUUUCUCGGGUUAAAAUCAGCAAGGUCAGAGCAUUAGUCAUAAACUCUUUAAAGGAUUUGCAUAAACUGUUGGGCAACUUACCAACACUGAAACAAAAUUGGGAUUUAUUCUUUUUUAUAUAUAAAAAAACCAAGGAUAGUUCAGAGAUACCCACAAUAUAUUUUUCACUAAAAUGAGGUUUGUGCAAAUUGAAGAUAGUGGAAGCUAUUCUUGCAUCACUAUAAAACUAAAUACUAGCAAAGUGGUGCAAAUAGAUAGGUAGGUAGAGAGAGGGGGAGACAUAGAAGUGUUUAUGUGGGAUUUGGACAUUAUGAUACAUUUUUAUUAAGGGAAGAUAUAAGGAACAAAAUAAGGUAAAAAUAGAUGGAAAUGUAAUAAUGGCAUGUGAUAUAUGUUUUUUGUCCAGGUGUCCAGGCAAGGCCAGUCUCAGGAGUCUUACCACGAGAAAGGCAGAGAACACCCUGAAGAAGGUAAGACAGAUCUUUCUUUACACAAGUUAUAGAUUUUGCUGCUAUUUUGCCCCUAUUCAUGCUUUGCUUGCAUGCAGGGCAUUUUUGUAUUGACUGUGGGUUGUACUUUUAGCCCCACCCACAACUUCACAACUCCUUCCUGCAAUUGCUGCCAUUGCAACAAUUGCGCGGAAGCACUUUUGCUUGUAUGUUAGGGGUGAGGCAAAAAGUGCAAUCCUUCUCCGCAGUCCUUAAAUAAUGCCUUGCACCCUCGCAUCAAGUAACAGUAGAUCUGGAUGUUGGUUAUUGAGGUCAAUCUGCAUGCAAGCAUUCUGUUUCAAAAAUUGCCUGCAUGUGUGUGAGUGAGUCUGGUCUGCGCUAGGACAUGUGUGUGUGUUUGGGGGUAGUGGGCUUAACUUUUUGCCGCCCACUGUGAGUUUGGGUUCCUGGUGCCUGCAAUUUGCAUAGGGGCUGGAAGCACCCUUUGGCUUCAGUAGCAGAUUUUUUAGAUGCAAGUUGCAAUUGCAGGCAGCCUGACCUGGAUCAUAGUGGGCUGCAUGCCCCCAACCCAACUGUGGGGGUCUCAACUGGAAACACCCACAUUGGCAUUCAAAUAUAAUUUUUUUAAAAACCUACACUCAAAGGCAAGCGACUAAGUAAAGUCACAUAAAGCCUGGCCCCAACUAAUGUUAAUCUUAUGGUUUUUCCAUGUGAGCCACUUUUUGUGUUGUGCCAUUUUCCACAAAUCAGUCCUGUGUACAAAACAUUUUGAUCAAUUCCUAUGGUAUGAAUAUUUAUUUACUGAAGCACAUAUGCGCUUCUCUCUCACUGGCAACUAUAGGUAAUUGUAUUUGCUGGCUUCUUUCAGGCUUUUAAAAAAAAGUUUAGAAGGAGUUAUUUUGGCAAGUACUCACUUGUUCUGUAACACGAUGUAGGAAGCAUAAUUCAAGUAGCACAGUGGUUAUCUGCUAAUUAACCAAAUAUUUUGGAUGCCCCCCAAGCCACUAGGUUAGAUGAGGGUUUUGUUUUUUCCCAGUGAAGCUGAUUAGAUCAGCAUGAUUCUUACUGCAAAUACGUAUCAGUUUCAGUUAAAUUCUCAAUAUAGAAAUGUGUUUUGUUUGUUUGUUUGUUUGUUUUGUCACCAGGGAAUGGUAGUGAAGGGUUGGGGGCAACUCUGUCAGUAAGACUUGUAACAUGGAGUCUGUAAAAUUCAGCAUUUCAUUUGAUAGCAAAAUAGCCAUUAUUAUUUAAAUUACAUAUUAAGCAGAUUAGAAAUGGAACCCCCUGUGUUGAAUAGGCUCACCAUUAGCGGCAGGUGUUGUUGUACAGAAGGCCGAACUCUCUCCCUUAUUAAUUGCUUCUAAUUGGCACGGUCAGAACAAACUUUUUCCUGCUGCUGGUAUAGACUACCAGAAGGAAGCCUUAAAAAGAAAAAAGGAAAAAAAACCCCACCCAAAAACUAGUUAUAAUGUCCUAGUUCUUAACUGGAGAACAGAACAUGCGGAACACUUUCCUCUAAAGAUUAACCUGUUCUAAGAUGUGGUUGUAAAUGGACGUAUUCAAAGUUUUAAUAUCUGUGAUGCUUAGUGGGCUGAGCUUCCUCCUGCCUGGAAGUUUCAUAUCUUCAGAUAUAACAGAACCCAUUAAAAUGUGGUGGUCUAAGGUAUACUUUAGUGCAGUCCUUUUACUAGGUCUAAGAACUUAAAGAUGCAAACCUUGAGCAGAAUGCAACCACGCCCACCUCCCCCCCCCCCAAAAAAAUGUAGGACUGCUGGAAGAAUGAGUGUCAUCUUAUAUAGAAACACAUUGGAAAAUUAAGUGGCGGGGCUAAAUCAAUAACUCUUGCUUUUUACAGGGAAACACAAUGAUGGUGGCUUAUAUAGUAAAGGACCUUCUUACUCUGGUUAUUCUGGGUAUAUCAUGAUGCCAAAUAUGAAUAAUGAUCCAUAUAUGUCUAAUGGAUCUCUUUCUCCACCAAUCCCCAGAACAGUAAGUUUACUUUUUAAAAAAUAUAUAUGUAUGCAUGCAUAUGUACACUCACAAAUCAUUCUUUGGAAGUACAAGCUUUGUUUACUGAUUAGCAAGCCUCGGUUUUGGCAGGAUUUGAGAGGAAUGUUUCUUACUGCUAAUUAAGGUGCUGACAGUGCAUACUUGAUCCUUAGGCUCAUUUCUAGCUCUGUAUAUGCUUUCUAGGAAUCUUGAACAGUUUACGGUGGAGCAUAAGAGGUGAAUCAUACAGAAUGGCAUAGUGGUGUGAACCCAUUGGCAAGUGGUGUAUGUUUGUGGUACCCAUUGUGAACUUGGCUUCCCUAGGAAGUUGCAGGUGGUUGCUAGAGGAGGUGGAGACUCCUCUUAGUGUUUGUCUUGGUUGGGCUGAAGAGGCUGAGUUACAAUCUCAAGCCAGCCUAUGUUGAACCAUGCAAUAUGGCAGUAAUCCUUUUGUAUCAGAAUUGGCGAUCAAUCUAAUAAUAUAUACAGGGUCUUGCAAACUUUUUCCUGCUUUAACACCCUUUUUCUGAGAUAAUGCAUUCUCAGUGCCCUUGUAGCCCUCCUAAUGCCUCCUUCUAACUUGAAUAAUAAUAAUAAUAAUAAUAAUAAUAAUAAUAAUAAUAUCAUCAUCAUCAUCUGUAUAAGGGAUGUUAUACCUCCUUGAUGGUCUCAGUAACCUAUCAAUGAUAGCUAUAGUUAUUUAAAGUAAGUUAGGUUUUUCUUCUUCAUUGAAAGCUACUUAAAAUAUGCUAACUUCUCAAAAGUCCUAAAUUCUAUCUUUUUUUUCUCUUUGUUGGACAUUUUCUAGUAUACCUGAACAUGCUAGUUUGGGUUUACUUAAUUAUUAUUAUUAUUUUUUAUUAACAAUAAUUGUGUAAGAACAAAAAAACAAUCUGAUUUUAAGGGCUGUUGCAUUAAACUGUAUUUCUUAUUGUAAGUUGUGAGUGGGUUAAGUGAACCAGCUACCUCUGAGUCCUUGGUGCACUGAAAGAGACCACAAUUUGCAUUCCUUUUUACCUCUGGUGCUGAAAUUCAGUACAUUUUUCAUAUAAACAUGAAACUGUUAACUUUGGCAUGUGAUGAGUGUUUUCAGUGCAUGUAUUUACACAGACAGAACACUGGGAUUGGCUGCAUCUCUGUGACAAAUAUACGUUUGGUAGUGAACAUGAUUUAUCACUUUGUGAUUAUUGAAGUGACCCUAAAGUUCCAAUUCUGUGCUUACUUAUUUUAGAGAUGUUCCCACUGAAGUAAGUGGAGCUUCAGAGCAAGCGUAAUGAUUGCACUGUCUGUCUGAGGACUCUUGAUGUAAAUAUCCCUCUCUUGUUAAUUGAAAGGAUGAUGAUGACUAUAGGGGUUAGGAUCUAUAGGGACAUAUAUUCUGUGCCACUGACCUUGAGUGAAAUGGACAGAUAAAACUGGUUAUAUAUACUGCUUUUGCUUCUUCUUUUUAUAAGUAUGCAUUACUUAUGCUUCUGAACAUGAAGGAAGUAUGUUAAUCUUUGCAAGUUCUGGAAACAAGCCAAAUAGUUAAAGAUUCAGUAUGUGAAAUAGCUGAGAUCCAAAAUUUUAUUAGUUAUUUCCUGGUUGAGUGCAUCUCGUUCAUGUUUGUGACUGGCUUACUCUAGAGGUUAGUAAUUGCUUUGGCUAUCUGUAUUUGGCACAUGCACCUGAGAAUACAAAUAGUGUACUAGUAAGUUGUCAUUGCAUUUGUGUUUAUUGCCUCGUAAACUUCCAAGAUGGUUAUGGAAGGAGAUAAUGUAUACAAAUAAUCUAACACUAGAUGUAUAUAAAUCAUCAAACACUGGCAGAAUCCUGUUGGAGGAACCAAUGCUUCCUGGAUGUUCUAAGCACAUAGAGCUGUGUUUAAUAUAGAAAAGGGAAGAGAGAGUGUGUGUUAACAACAUGCAAAAUAACAAUGUGUUUAUAAACACAGAGAUAGUUUUAAUAGCAAACUCUAGGAGCUUACAUAAAGCACUAUUGUCAAAAUAGAGUUACAAUGAUGGGAAUAUAUUUUUGGCUUUCUGAAACAAAAUCUUGCUACAGAGCUAAACAGUUACUUGAAACUGCUGUGUAUUCAGCUUCCUCAUUACCGUGUCUUGAAUAAAAAGGCAGGUGAUUGACAAAAUUGUGUGUUUGGACAUUAAUUUUUUUUUAAGUGUUUUGUAAGUAAGUAAGUAAGUAAGAGAACUUAUCAGAAGUGAAAACUAAGGACUGUUCUUGCAUUUUAGCGCAUUUUCUGCCCUGUUGACAUCAGGUUGGUUUUGUCUUGCCACAUUGUUCUUUAAGUUAUAUAAAGGUCUGUGCCUUUGUGUGUAUGGUUAUAAUGGUAUUCGGUGAUAGAAAUCAUGACAUUUUAAAACUGAAUAUUCUUGCACAACUUCCAAAACUUGUCUGAUCUGAUGCAACUAGAGUUCCCUUGAGGAAAAUCCCCAUCUGAUUGGGACUAAGCUUGACAGAGGAAAAAUUGCCUUGAGGAAUAUUUGGAGGGAAAACUGAUGACCAUGGGAGGAAUUUGACAUUCCUCCUCUUACUUGCUAUUUUUCCGCUAGAAAUCCCCCCUUCACCUUCAUGUUGAUGAACCUUGUCAAACAUGUUUUCCAGGGUAAUGCAGUUUUGCUAUUAGCUAUCCUACAUUUUAUCAUGAAUUCACCUUCUGGUUUCCUUGUCUAUUAUUCAACCAAGUUUUAUUUAGGGUGGACCCACUAAAAUAAAUUAACAUGACAAAGUAAAGUCCAUUAAUUUCAAUAGGCAUACUCUGAAUCAAACCAACUAAGUUUGAUUCAGAGUAUGCCUAUUGAAAUUAAUGGACUUUUUCUCUUUCUCUCCAAGGUGAAGAUGGUUCAGAUAGAUUUAAAAGAUAGACUUUUCUUUUAAAAAAAGUUGUGUUGGACUGACCAUUUGUUUGUGGAUUUGAUUCCUGUGGAAUUUUUCAUCAGCAUAACAAAGCAUCUGCCAGCUACAUCCGUUGCCCCAGAGGUGUUAGGUAGGAUUUGAACCACCUUGGGGGCAGUGAAUUUUUUCACACUAUUCUGGACAGCCUGAUUUUCUUAAUGUGCAGGGAAACUGAUGAAUACCACUGCUUAUUUAAAUUGAGUGGCUUGGGAAUCAUGAUUAGUCGAACGGCCUACUGCUGAUGAAUAUUCUGCUGCAAAAGUUUUUUUGCAGUAUGUAAAUAAGAUUUUUUUUUAUCAGAUGCUAAAAUUCAUAGUGAUUAUUUCUCCUUAAGAUGAUGACCUAAUUUUGCACUUCUGACUACUGCUGGUGGUGAUGGGGAAUUCCACAGACAGAAAUAUGCAUGUAAUGUUUCACAGAAAUUCUAACAUCUUUAUAUUAAGCUUAUACAAGGCUACAAUAUCGACUUUUAUGCUAUGCGAGUUUUUACCAAUUUUUCAUUGAAUAACAGUGUUUGCAUGGGUUGAAUAACAGUAUUUGCAUGGUUUUCAAUGUGUGAAGGAAAGUAUACUGCAAAAAUAACGAGAGCCAGCCAGUUUGUAAAAACUGUUUCCCCUAUGGUUUUAUGUAAAUGGCUUUUGAGUUGCACAUCUAUGUAUAUGAUAUGCUCAGUUAUCUCUCAGGAAGAUUCACGGAGGUGGCAGCCUUCUGAACAUAUGAGCAAAUCCGGUUUGGGUAUCAGUUUGUACAUAUUUCUGUGUCUUGGAUUUCAGUGAAUUUAACUCAUAAUAUUAGGCUUUGAAAUGUAUCAUUUUCAUGUGGCAGUGUGGCUCCCUUGCCAUCUCAUGUUUGGAACCCUUUUCUUAAGACUGUUCAUGCAGAAAUGAAGAAAAGCUUCACUUAGCAGAUAAUACUGGGAAAGAUGAAACAAUAUGGGUCACUAUAAGGCGUUAUAAGACCCAAGGCUUUGGGGAUCAACUCAUGAGAUGCUUGCAAAAAGCACAUCCUGAAACAGUGGCCUAAAAAGAAAGGAUUGUAAUACAACUUUUUGUGAAAAUCUUGCCACCAGACCUGUUGUUCAAAAAGUCACCAGCUCUGUUAAAUUUCACCUAGCUUGUUUUUUAUUCUGAACAUCUCGGCUUUCAAGCUUCCGACUUGCUGGGAGAAAAACUGCUAUAACCAUAGAAGAAAAUGGUAUGAACAGCUGGAGCAGCAAAUGGCAGCAAUGUUGUUCUUCAUAAAGCAAGUGCUAAUGCAGCACAUAUGUCAAGAGGGAGACUACAAUACUUGUGAACCUAGCCUUGUGUGCCUUUUGGCGGCUUCCAUCCUAGCAUAAGUGUGAAGUGUGUGUGUGUGUGUGUGAGAGAGAGAGAGAGAGAGAGAGAGAAUAAAGAUUGGUUCCCUCUAUAUUAUGGCACUUCAAGUGAGAUUGGUUUUAGGUAUCUGUCCUGGAGCGGGAUCUAUCCCGCAUUUCUUGAGAGUUCCUCUAAUUAUCUCACAUUAUUAGGCUAUUUAUAUGUAUCUCUUUCCAAAGCAAUUAGAUUAAGGCUUGAGUAAGAUGUAGGGUGGCAAGUUUAAGUCAUUCUAUAUUACGUGGCCUGUGUUCUUGGCAAGAAAAGAAAGGCUCCCCCUCUCUGCCACCCUUUGCAUCUAAGCAUCCUGGUUUUCAUUCCCAGCUGGAAUAAUUAGAGUGAACAAUAGGCCUCUUGGCAGCAAUGAAAGAGCCCCCAUAUGUUCUCGUAUAGGCAGUGAACUAAAUGCCACAAUUUUAACUUAAACUCUCACAAUGCUAUUGUUAGUAUUUGAAGCUGGACUUCAUCUUGUAGUUUUCACAGACCUCAGGCUUGGUGAUAUCCAAAGAUUGUGGCUUAUGGUUUUAGAUUGCAGGAAUUACAUGCCGAGGGUUGUGUACAGUGGGGGUCACUCAACUGAUGGUAAGGCUUCCAUCAGUGGAACAAGGAAGGAAACGAUUUUCAGUGAUACCUCCUUAUUCCUGCAGCAAGCUCCCAUCUCUCUCUCCUCUCCCACCCACCCCCCAAAUUUAGUGGGGAGGCGGAAUCACUGAAAAUUGCUUCCCUUCCUGUUCUGCUGAAAGAAGCCUCACAGUCAGCUGAGACCACGUUUGAAAAUCAGGUUGCUACUAAACGCUUGAUGAUAUGGCCAGAGAGACCCAAUUUAGUUUCAAAUCAUAAUGCAUUUAUUUUAUUUUGAAGUUCUCAUGUGUAGCUCAUGAAACACGUGCAGUCAGGGAAGGCAGCAAAACUAUAAAUGACGUGAUUCCUCCAUUGAAGGUACAUACACAUUAUUACUGUAUCCAAGGUAUGGAUCUCAUAUAGAAGUCAGCGACUCUUUUUUACACCAGAGACCUCACGAUUACUAAUAAGCUUGAGAUAGCUUGUAUGCUUAGAAAUAUGGGUGUAAUUGGAAUAUCUUAUUCAUGUACACAGAACUUGCCAAAUGAUGUGUAGACAUAUUCACCCUGCAUUCUUUAUUCUGCUCUUUUGGGGACAGGAAAUGUUUAUACUUUUUAGGGGGUGGGGUCUGAAGCACAGAGUGAUUACUGGCAAGGGGGGAGAUGGUGCUGGGGGAGUGGUAAAGAAGAUCUUGUAAAAGGGCUGAUAGCCACUGUAAGCCCUUUUCAGUCACUUCCCAGCUCUCUGAAUUCGGGUGAUCACAUCAGUCCAUUUCCUAGUCUGGUUGUGCUGUUGAUGAAUGCCAGGUUGGCCUGAAUAAAACAUCUGUGCUCCAUGAUUCAAUUAUGAGAUGAAGGCUGACCUGGUAUGUGUUAUGAAGAAGAUCUUGGUGGGCAAGCUUGCCUCCCAUGGUACCCAGUACAGCACCAGCCCAGAUUGGAAGUUACUUUCAUCCAUUAGAUUUCCAUUGUCCUCACCAGGAAGCCAAUCCAUCCUGUCAUUGAAUUCAGUGGUCUGUUAUUUGUGUUGGGCCUGAAUAGGCAGAAUAGGGAUGCUGUUGGUGUACUACCCACCCCACUGCCCAACAGCCUCCAUGGGUGUGCGAGUGGCUUCAGAUAACCUCUUCAUAGUAACGGUAGUUGGGACUUCAACAUCCAUGCUGAAGCCAACUCCACACAGUGACGGAGGAAGGGGGCAGUCCACUCCAGGUGCCAUAUUUGAGGGGGAUGACAAGAAGGCACCCUGUGGGGAGCUUGCCCUGCUGUUCCCGGGGGUGGCGGCGCAAGCCGCCUCCAUUGCUCCUUCACAGCCGCAUGAGGAUCCUCCGUUCACGGCUACACCCUCCACUGCUGUCCAUACGCUGCUUGAGCGGCUCUGUUGGCAAACCGCCAGGCGGCGCAUGAGUGACGGCACUACAUACGGUGCUGCACAUGCACCCUUCGUAUGGCACACGCACAUGCGUUGUAUGUAGCAGCGUGAGCACAUGCGCCCUACAUAGUGGUGCCACACAUGCACCGUACGUACGGUGCAUGCGCCACCAGGCGGUUUGCCCCCUGGUCUGGUUCUCCUUCCUUUGCCCCUGACUCCACAUUGCCUCCAUGAUAACUAUGGGUCUAAUAUCCCCUUCCUAGGCAAGGUGCUGAAGAAGGUGGUACCAGAACAACUUCAGGCAUGCUUGAAUAAAACCAGUUAUCAAGACCUAUUUCAAUCUGGCCUCAGGCCUGGUUUGGGGACUAAAACUGCCUUGCUCACCCUGGUCAAUGAACUUCAUCAGGAGAAAUAUUAUUCUAGAACUCUCAAGCAUAUUUGAUACCAUAGUAUCCUCCUGGACUGCCUUCAGGAUUUGGAAGUUGGGAAUAAUGUUUUGUGGUGGUUUCAUUCCAUUUUCUUGAGGGGGGGUUUAAAGAAAGUAGCAUUGCGUGACUUACACUUGGCCCUGUAUGAGUGAUCCUGUGGGGUUCCUUAGGAAUCUGUCUUGUUGCCCAUGAUCUUUAAUAUCUAUCAUAAACUUCUGGGAGCAGUCAUCUGGAGAUUUGGAGUAAAGUGCCAUCAGUAUGCUGAUGGUACCAUUUCUCUGUUGUGUCUGCAUUGGGAAAGGUAGAGAAGGUCCUGAAUGGGAGCCUGGAGGUUGGAAGGGGCUGGACCAAUAAACUGAAGAAGAAUCUUGGUGAGAUGGAGGUUUUGUGGUUGGGUGGUUCCCAAGUCUGGAAUUUGGCAGUGGUUCUGGGUUCGGAGUGCAUAUACCUGGCUUCAGUUGGUGCUUCAAUUCUGGCUAUUUUGGUCUGGCUAUGGUUAUCCAUUCUCUGGCAAUAUCUAGAAUGGACUAUGCAUGCACUCUACAUGGGACUACCCUUAAAGAUUAUACAGAAUUUGCAAGUUGUGCAUAAUGCAGUAGGCAGAGUGUUGAUAGCAGCAGCAGGCUAGUUGUAUAUGACUUCUAUUCUCAAACAGUUGAACUGGUUCAAGGUCCAGUUCUAGGUGCUUACUGUAUUUUUCCAUGUAUAACACGCCCCCAUGUAUAAGACAACCCCUAUUUUUUGGGACCACAACAAAAAAUAGGGGGGGAAUUGCCCUAAAUUAUUGAGCUUUUGGGGGGCACUGCCACCAAUCGCUCUACAGUCUGCCCACCACUGCCAAUCAUCUGCACGCUCGCCGCCAAAAGCACACCUGCCCACUUGACGCAACAGCAUCAGAUUGCACACAUGCCUCGCCGCUGCCAUAGAUCCAAUUGCUGCAGCUGGAGCCAAUCAUCAGCAGGCCUUGCUGCAGCAACCAAUCACACGCCCAAUCGCUGCCGCCAAUCUCCUGCUGGCUGCUGCCACCAAUCGCCCGUCCCCCCUCUGCCUUCCUAGUGGUCCCUGCAUUAAAUGAUGUGUGUAAUGGAAAAUACUUUAUGGUGGUAGCUCCACAUUUGUGAAUGACUUCCUCAUUGAAGCGUGUCUUGCCUCAACUUUAUACUCUUUAGUUUUUAACCUAAAUGCAAAAGUUUGAACACUAUGUGGAAGUAAUGGGUCCUAUGUUUUGUAUCUAAAUUCCACCCCCCGCAAAAAAGAAGUUGCAGUAAGGCACAUUUCACUGGCAUGCUGCUGCUUAGCUGGGCUGAGACAAGGUAAGUCAGAAGUAAGGUUACUUUUAAAAAUGCAACACAUCCCCCUCACAAGAAGACAAAAAGGCAAGUGGCAGGAAUACAUUAAGAUAACGUUGAACACAUCUGUCCAGCUCAUGCUUGCAUUUCUGCAUAUAAUAGGAAACCUGUGGAUGUAUCAGGAGAGCUUUUAUGGGGGGGGGCUGUACAACAGAAUCAAUCUUGAGGCUGGCAUUCGUACAAAAUUCAAUACUUUCCUUGUUAGAUGUUAUCCCUAUAUCAAUUCUAAGUUGAAUUGUGAGUUGCUGAACUCUUUAUUCAGCAGACAUUAAAAAGUUGCCUAGUGUACUGAAACUUCAUCAGUAUAAUUGUUUUUAAAAGAAUUAUAGUGAAAUAGUAAUUGUUGAUGUGCUGAAAGACCAUUGAAUAAAAGGCGCAUCUUCAGUACUACCAAAGUAAAAUGCAAAACCUCCUGUAGGUAGAAUAAUUUUUAAUAUUUAUAUAGUCGUGCUUUUGGGGGGUGUCAUUCAAGGAUAUGCAAAUCAUGAUAUUUUUUAAACAUGAUGAUACAAUGCGCAAACUCAGAGAGAGGGGGGGUGAUGUAUUAUAUAUCAUAUAUAUUUAUUUAAAAUUAGCUAUGCAGUUAAAAUGGUGCAAGAAGCAGAACCUCUCUGAUUGCUGUGGUAAAAAAAGAACUCAUUCGUGGGGUAUUGAUUUGUUAAGGAAUACAUAGCAUUUGGGGGGAGGGACAAAAUGAACAUACAAAACACUGUCUAGCUGUUGAUGAAUCCACUGCACACAACACCCCUUUUCAGCAUUUGCUAUUGAGUUGACGAAGAGCUUUUCCUUUCCACACUUGUUGAGUUUCUCACAUUUUAUUCUAUGUUUGUGUGUGUGUGUGUGUACCCUCCACCCCCACAAGAGCUAAAGGAAGAAUCUUACUGGUACCAUAGAUGUGCACUCCUCUGUAGUUUAAAUGCCACAGACGGUGAAAGGUCACGUGGUAUUUUAAAAUAAUUGCACUUUGUUAGCUUUCAUAGGCUUAGGAUUGGAACCCCAUGUCUACCUCCACUGUGUGAAAUCAAAGCUCUGGUGUUGCUUUUGCAACCUGGCAUGGAAAGCAUGUUUCCCAGUAGAGAAGCAGUGGAUGGGAGGAGGGGGCUGGAAGAGAACCUGCUGUUCUUUUUCAGCGUCUGCCCAGUAGGGCCCCGAUUCUGCAUUUCCAUCACAAGCGCAGGUCUAGAACAUGGGAAUGGGGAAAGUAGCUAAUAAAAAGGAGAAGUUGGAAGGGUAAGGUGGUGGGACGUUGAAAGGUUAAGCACCCACCAACUCUUCAGUGGAAAUCGUGACCUUCUCAGCCUCUUCUCACAAAGUACUAGUUGCAGCUGGGCUUUGAAUAAACAAGGCAGAGGCUCUCAGUUCUUGCAGUUCUGCCCUCAGAAAUAAUCAAUUAGCAAGGAGAGCCACAAUGCCCCCGUGUGUAUUUUAUUAGCAAAGAGACAUUGUGCAGCUAGCUGCUUUUGCUGUGUAUUGCAGUUUUGGCUUGGCUUGUUGUGCUUGGUUACAAAAGCAUUGCUUGGAUACAAAUGUAGCUGAUUAUCUGGUUGUUAACAUACUGGACUUGGCUGAAAAUCUAAACAUACGCUGGAUUUCAAGUCCUGUUGAAAUUGGUGAUUUGUUUCCAAGUAAGCAGGUUUAAGAUUAGGGUGAGUUUAUGUAGCCUAACAUUUUAGCUCAAAGUAUUUUGAAGUGCGAUGUGUACUUGGUUAUUCUAUAAUGUGAAAUAAAAAAGGCUAGCUAACUCUCAGUUUAUAUAGCACUUGUAACUUAUUAAGGUUUAAAAUUAACGUUCUACAGUGGUACCUCAGGUUAAGUUCUUAAUUCGUUCUGGAGGUCCAUUCUUAACCUGAAACUGUUCUUAACCUGAAGCACCACUUUAGCUAAUGGGGCCUCCUGCUGCUGCCGCGCCGCCGGAGCACAAUUUUUUUCUCAUCCUGAAGCAAAGUUCUUAACCCGAGGUAAUAUUUCUGGGUUAGCGGAGUCUGUAACCUGAAGCGUAUGUAACCUGAGGCGUAUGUAACCCGAGGUACCACUGUAUUUGCUUGAUGGCUCUGUUAUCCAGAAAGUGAAUUCUUACUGUAAUCUCUGCUUAUAUCUUCCUCCUCCUUGCAGAAGAUGAAAUAAGCGUUCCAGAUUGUCUUCACAUCCAAUUAAGUGCUAGCCUCCUGAAAGGAUUGUGUGAAUCAGCUCUGACUAUCCAAAAUGUUUGUGUAUGUUUGAGGUUGUCUGGUUCUUGUUUUUAAUCUUUCAUGAGAAAGAAAGGAUGAUAUGACAGCAAGGAUGAUACGGUUGCAGAGCCAGCCACUUGCUAGGGGUAAGAAGUACAAUGGUACCUCGGGUUACAGACGCUUCAGGUUACAGACUCUGCAAACCCAGAAAUAGUACCUUGGGUUAAGAACUUUGCUUCAGGAUGAGAACAGAAAUCGUGUGGCGGCAGCGCAGUGGCAGCGGGAGGCCCCAUUAGUACCUCAGGUUAAGAACAGUUUCAGGUUAAGAACUGACCUCCAGAACGAAUUAAGUUCUUAACUUGAGGUACCACUGUAUUCAAGUAGCUUGAUAGAGAAAUAUGGAUCAAACUGCCCUCCUUAUGUAAAUAUGCUUUGUGAGUUUUGGGUGGCAACCCUCCAUCAAAAUCAUUUAUAUUCCAGGCUAUAUUGGAGACAAGUAUAUGGUAUUGAUAGCAUUUUAUCUGUUCAAAAAGUAUAUAAAAUUUAGGAUUUCUAAAGGAAUGGCUUGUUGUUUUUCAAGCUAUUCAACAAAAAAAGAAGACAGUGCUUGUUGUGCACCUUUAGUAGUUGUGUUGAAGAGAAUCAAAGGAUUCAGGGAAGGAUAGAUUUUAGCAGAAUUCUGAGGUCUCACCACAUGCAAAGGAGAAUUGGGCUUCUGUUGAUUGGGAAAUGUAGUUUGUUAUGGAUGCCAAAAGUUGUUUAGAUGACCCCUCACAGAGCUUUAAUUCCCAGCACCAUUAACAAGUAACACUUCCUAGGAUUCCCUGCAGGGAACAGUGACUGUUAAAGUGGUUUGAGAAUCCUUUAAAUGUAUACUGCGGAUGUAACCUUAAGGGUGAUAGAAAAGGGGAAAUAAUAGCAGGUGCAGCCUGCUAAGAAAGAACACUCACUGGGUUAUCCCAUUGAGAUGGUGGUUGCAGCUCAGUGCCCAUGGGAGCCUGGCCAUUUAAAUUGGCCAAUUGUGGGUAGGCAGGGCGAGGGGGGGCAGCUUGGCUGGCAGACCUGGGGCGCUUAGGCUUCACUCAGGUCCAUUAGCCACCCAUAUAAUGGGACUGCAGCUGUUCUGAACAGCUCAUUCUGAGCUGGAUUCCCCACCCUCCUUCCCCAAAUUUAGUGGCUGAUAAGCAGCCAGCCCUUACUAAAGACUUUGCUAUGGUACUAUUCAGCUGCCAUAUUUAGGACCAGGGAGGAAUUUUCCUGCAGACAAAUUGGGCCUGUCUGGAAGUUUUGCUUGCCUCAUAGCAAUUGUCACAACUUUCACUGGUGGCGGAUAAGGCAUUGGGUUUGUAGUGUAUUGGGGGGGGGCAACCUUGAUGCCCUUAAAACCAUGGUCAACCCAGCUGGAAUAAUCAAUGAGCAGCCAAUGCCUGCUUACAUCUGUAAUAUAUAAAAGUUGUGGCCUAGUCUAUUCAGCCCCAAGGUUGUUGUCCUGUGGCUUCAUUUACUGGUUUUGAUGAGGGCCUAGAUUGCUGUGAGCACACUGCACCUGAGCCCACAAACGCAGGAGAAAAGAAUUCACUUUUCAGGACUAUUAAAAACAUAGAUAUCUACUUGCAAAGCUAGUAAUUGAAAAGACCCAUUGUUUGCAAGAACUGCAGUCCUGUCCUCCUUUGCUCCUGGCCGCCGUGUCUCUCAGGAAAAUUACUGGAGAAAAAUCUGCAACAUGGAUGCUAAAUGCACUGAAAUCAGAAGUCAAAUAAAAGAGAACCCAUAAUAUUUUAAACACAGUUGGAUUAUCUGGGGACUCAAUUAUUUUGUUAGCAUUAGGGUUGAUGAGGGAUAAGUUCACUCAUGCCAGAAGACUGAAAUGCAGCACAAAUACUGACUUAAAAGAUUUCCACUCUGUCUGAAACCCAAGAGAGAUGUGCCCCAAUCUUAGGAACAUGCCUGGACUAAAUGGACUUAAGCCUAGAUCUUCUGGUUUAACAGGUUUAGAUGAGAGCACUAGCAAAUGUGUUGUUCUACAAGGACAAGUGGAAAUUUGAGGCAUCCAACCUCUUAAAAACCUAUUUAUUUCAGACCUUCUCCUCUUAAAUAAUGUAUUCCUAGUUAAAUUCUCUUGCCACAUUGGCAGGAAUUUUAUAUUGUUUCUAUUUGUUUUAACUGUCCUGCAUUUUUAAAUGAGAUUGUUGCUAUUAUAAGUUUCUUUGUAUGCUGUUUCUUUUUUAAUGCUGUGCUACCUGCAUUGAGUGGGCUAAAGGUAGACUUGUAAGUAAACAAAUCCAGUCUUGGAGAAGGUAGAGGCUGAAUGCUUACAGGUUCAGUGGUCUGAGACUUUAACCUGGCUUCCUUAGGGUAGAGACCAGGUAGCAGGUGAGCUGAAACCAAAAGCUAACCAAGACAACUGCUGUUAGUUGUUACAGCACAGGGGUUCUUAAACUGGUGUACAGAAUAGUACCAAGGUCUGUGUAGGAGGGAGGAAGCAGCUCCUACCUCCUCCUCGCACUCCUCCUUUGUUGAAUUUAUAUACCGCCCUAUACCCAGAGGUCUGAGUGGUUCACAGAAUAACCACUGUUCUAAUGCAAAGUUAGACAUAAGCAUUCUAAGCAGCCUGCAGCCUGAAGCUCCAAAAUAUGGGGUGAAAUUAUUCUUUCUGACUUGCCACCUGAGGAGGAAUUUGUAUCUCUUACUGUGGUAAUUCCCGCAUCUGUGUAGCUUUACUUUUUGUGUGUGUUGUGUGUAGUUUACUACUGAAGACACCACUUCAUCAUACUGUUUUAUAUACAAAAUUCUCACAUGCAAAAAUGAGCAUCUCUUGUUGUUUGUGACUAGUCAUAUGCAUGAUUUUUAGUAAGCUUCCAAGAUACUUGCAAAAUGUCUCAAGAGACAUAUCUGACAUGUUGCAUGUUACAAAGAAGUAAAUAUCCUGCCAUUUUCCAUGCACAUUUGAUUUGAUUUAUACCUCACAUUUCUGCCAUAACAUUCAAGGUAGCAUACAUUGGUUUCCUAGGUGGGCCCUGACUGGACCCACAUAUACUUGGCUUUGGCGAGAGUCCUGACUGCAUGUCUUUAAAACCUGCCCCAACAACCUCAACUUAAAGGUGCGCAUAGGGAAAAAUCAACAUAAAUAAAAGUCCCUAAGCCGCUUGGACGCUUGGGAGCAGGAUCUCUGUGUAGCACAAAUUGAGAACAAAUAGAUCACUGCAUUGCACAUAUGGAGAACAUUAUUCUGUUGCUGCACUUGCAGAGGCCAUUGGCAUUGGAGCUGGUUUAAAGAGUUCUUAAGAUGUGCUCUUCCUGCCUAAGCUGGAAUACAUUUCAAAUGCUUUGGGCUCAAACCAAGUUGGCAGGUCCAACUCAUACUGUGGAAAGUAGUACGGAAAUGUUCAACCAAAUAGUGGGUUUCCACAUGACUCCGCAGGCUGCUUCUUACAAGACAUUUUGUACUUUGUUCAAAUACCCAAGUAUAAAAUGCAUGUCUAUCAUGUUGGUUAUAAUGAUCUGUGUAGAUUAUCAUUUUUAUUCUUCAAAAUGGCACAUAAACCCUUUCCUAGUUGCCUUAUGUUGAAGGGGGAAACCGUGAUUCGAGCAAAGAUUUGCCCUUCAUACAGCGUGAUUGAUGGGGAAUUUAUGGUUUUAUAUUUAUUGUACUUUUGUUGUCUCUUUCUUUUGUAAUAACAUGCUGUUCACUGCUUUGGGGGCCUUUUGACCAAAAUGAGGUACCGUAUAUAAAUGAAUUAUAACAUAUAACAUAACUGGUGUAAUAUGUAUGUAUUUUGUGCUUGAUUAAAGAAGCUGCUAUAGGUGCUAUCACUAUUGCCUUUUAAACAAAAGUUAAUUUGCUUGCAUAAGAACCUACCCAGAAGAAGAUGAAAUAGCUGUUAGAGAUUGGUGCAAGUAUGGAGUUUUUGCAUUCAUCACUGAAAUAGGUUUGGCAUAGUCCAGUGCUUCCCCCCCCCCCAGGGGGGUACGCGGGGGUACGCAUACCCCUAAACAUUUUGUGAAUCUAAGUUUGGCCUCAUUGAGGGGCAGUAUUUCAAUAUCAGUAGGAAAAUGAAAGUACCCUUGGCUUAGUCUUUCAACCUUUUUUCAAAAAGCAAGGUGUUUAGUAUUGGCUUUUGCAUAGUUCAGAGAGAUUUGUGUUAAACAGUAAGAGGGUAGGUACUGAAAUAAGCUAGUGAUCACUGUUAUCUAGGAAAAUGGACUUCCUGCAUACUUCACUUGCAGAGAAGACAAAGGGGUAUCUAACUGGAGAGGCCGAAUUAGUUCUUCCUUGGGUGGAAGUUUUGCCAAAGGACUGCUUACGGAGCAGUAUGUGUAGAAGCUGACCAAGCUUGCCCCUGUUCGGAAGUAGAACAGUGGUCACCAUAAUUGAUUUCUCAGUUACGUUUAUUAGGUGUUGAGGGGUUGCAUGAUGGAAUGGAGAAAGACACAACGACGAUCUGACUAGGGAUGGCUUCUUUAGCAUUCAAAUGCUAUGCACGUGUUUAGCUGCUGGUUUCUUGUUCUCCACCAUAAGAGUCAAUAGCUAAUUAACUCUGGUUUUACUGAAUUUUGAGAAACUCUAGCUAAAUGCAUUAGUAAUUUAAUGUGUUUUCCCAACUGGAUUAAUCAGCCAGAAAUUCUCAGGACAGAACCGAAAGUAUGUAUAUGUAACUUAGAUUGUGUGUGUGAGAGAGAGAAAGGGGUGGGAAGGCUUAAAAAUCUAUAUCAGAAUGCUGGAUCAUGGAACAAGAAUGCAGUGUUUGUCAAGAUGAAAAGAUGGCUACGCGUACUUUGGCUGAGAUAGUGAGUGAUCUUGAUCAAACAUGGCAAGGUUACUUAGGAAUGGUCGGUCCAUUUCUACAGAGUGGGGGUUUUCGUUGCUAAGUUUCAGUGUGCAUUCCGAUAGUCCGAUGGGCAUUUCUAACUAUUGAAAAGAUAUUGAAAACAUACCAUUAAAUAUAGAUAGAUUGCUGAACUGAUUUGUUGACGAAGAGUUUAUUCAAACCGGUAUUUCUCUAAGCCAGAGGUUGCUAGUCCAGCCCUUGCAGGUACCAUGUUGCCUGUGAAAACUUCCAGUGGUGCCCUGGACUCUGAACUUUAAUUUUGGGGUCCAUUAAUUUCAGUGGGUCUAAUCUAGGUAAAACUUAGUUGAAUACCAGCCCUUUUAUUUUAACAUAUUCAUAUUUCAUAAAUGUUAUUUAUUACACUUACCGUAUUUUUCUGUGUAUAAGAUGCCCCCGUGUAUAAGAUGCCCCCUAUUUGGGGGGACUCAAAGUUAAGAAAAUGGGUGGAGAUUUUUGGGGGAGGGUUGCCCAGUGUUGUUGAGCUUUCUGGGGGGGAUUUGCCGAGAAUCACUCCCCCGCCGAAACAAUCUCCAGCUCCCGGCAGCAGCCAAUCCCCCGUCCCCCCACUGCACUACCCGUGUAUAAGACUAGCCCAAUACUUCAACACUACUUUAACAUAAAAAAUCCUCGUCUUAUACAUGGAAAAGUACGGUAUAUUCUACCUUUCUUCCAAAUGGGUGCUUACAACUUCUACAUAAUAGGUGUUCACCAGGCGGGCUUAACUUUGGGUAGACUGUUGCAUAAGGAGGUUCACUUAAUUCCAUUUCUGCUGGCUUUCUGUUACCUGGUUAAAACAUUUCUGGCAGGCGUUUGUACUGUCAGGAUAAUGGAACUGCCCUGAACCAGCUGCCUUCUUGCUACAAAAGAGUGUUUUUGUCUGCUGUGUCUGUCUCUGAUUUGCUUUUCUUAAUGAUGUUUAUCUUGCACAGUUUUAAUACAAUACUAAUAGGAGCUUCCCUAGGAAAUUGUUCUAUAAUGAAAGGGUGGAGUGUAAAUAAACCUUUUUAAUUAAUAAACAAAUGCGUUGGUAACAUUUCCCUGUUUCUGCGCUCCCCCAAAGGCUAAGCAUCCUAUUUCCCAUCCCAUAGACCACCUGAAAACUAUUCACUGAAAGACGAAACUGUGGAUUUGGCAAUGCCACUAUUAGGGAAUAAGGACAGCUUUCAUUGAACUGAAAGGAUAAUGGAUGCAAGAAUAAGUAAUUGCCCACUCAUUUGAGAAUAAGAAGCAUUGGGUUUCAAAUUCUAGGUAGGUAAGAUAUAGGAGUCAAAAUAGUAAGGGAAACUUGUAGAAGAACAAAGAUGUCUAGGGGGUUGUGCAGCUGCUUUCCUUGGAGGAACAUAAAAGAAAUGGUUGUGCAGGUAAAGUAAUAAAUGGGAAUACAGUGUUGCAGAAAAACUAAAUUAAAUAGGAAAACAUUCGUGCUGUUGCUCUGGACUUUAACUUUUCAUAAUUUUGCCAAGAGUUUGCUUUUCCUGAUAGAAAAUGUUAUUUUCCUGAAAGGCAAUUUAGUGAAUUUCGGUUGAAGACCAACAUAAUAUAAACAAGGACUUAGUAUAUUCUGCAGCACUAUAAGCCUGCAGUCAUAACAGAAUUAUUAGACCAUCCCAUUAUUGUUUACCCCCUCCCCAUCUACUUUCUCCAUUGCUUCUCCACAGCUGCCUCAUUCCUCUUCCUCCAGAGCAGGAGAAAACAAGCUUGUUCACUCUUCCAUGUGAUGGCCCUUGAGAUAGUUGAAGAUGGCUAUCACAUCUUCUCUCAAGUCUUCUCUUUUCCUGUCUAAACAUACCCAGCUGCUUCAACUGUUCCUCAUAAGGCUUGGUUUCCAGUCCCUUGAUCAUCAUUACAUGUGUGCACAUGGUGCAGUGGUUAGAGUAUCUAGUUGUAACUUGCUCUUUUUGAUACACAGGACGAGGUUUAUGCUGCCCAGGCUUUAGACAUCAGAGGCACAUGAGAGCUCUCCUAAACAUCAGGAAAAACAUUCUGACAGUAAGAGCUGUUCCACAAAGGUUUUUAAGCAGAGGUUUGAUGGCCACCUGUCAUGGAUGCUUUAGCUAAGAUCCUUGCAUAGCAGCAGGUUGGACUAGAUGACCAUUGUGUUCCCUUCCGACUCUACAAUUCUCUGACUCCAUAAUUCUAUGAAAGGGUGAAGCCAAAAUAAAUUGAAGGCAAGCAGGACCGAUGAGGAUCUGCCAAGCUCUUUUCUGCACUCUUAGGUGGUUGAAGAGUCCAUCUGAUCACUGGACAACCUCAUACUGCCGGUGCUCAUGCAUGAUCUCACUGUUGCCUUUUUGCUAUUUAUCAUUUACAAAGACUAGUCCUUGAAUGCACCACUAUUCCAGUACCAUGCCCUUAUUCUGGUUUAUCUCACCCUUCCCAGACCAGAUGUUUAUUUGUUGUAGUGGAAUAUUUUUUAUUUUAUUUUUUGCAUAGUGUCUGUCUAGGUGAGUCCUAGUUUGGGUACAGCCCAGGAUUAGGUAUGGGCUACAUAAGCUGCACAGGAACAUUUACUGGCCUCUGUGUUUUAAAUGCACUAUUAAAUUCAGCUGACAUCCUUUGGCUUUAAUAUGUGUAACUGAGCACACAUUUGGAGAAGUACAUUUCAUUAAAUCAUCAGAAGUUGCUUCAAAAUGAAUUUGUACUUUUCGGGUGGCAUGUUGCCAUCUAUCCUGCACCAAAAUGAUUUUAAACAGGACUUCGUUGUAUAAAGGACUGAAGGCUUUCAUGUCUUGGGCAAGGCACUUGCAUCUUUCUUUUCUUUUUUAAUUAUUAUUAUGAGUGAAGUUUAAAAUGGUUUGUUUCACAACUUGAUAAAUCCAUAUACUGGAUUUCUUUUUUCUUUCUUUUUUUAAAGUGGUAAUUCACUGAAGCAUUCAUUACUAAUUUAAGGGAUUAAAAAUGAAUUUGGUUUUGCAUUUCUUAAUGAAAAUUUUGUACUAUGAUAAUAUUAAAAAGUUGAUUGAUUUCAGGGAAUAUAUUACUACAAGGAAAGGUGUCCAUAUUGUUCUAUCUUAGAUAAGAUGCUGCUGCUUUAGUGGCUAAUUUUAAAGCACUAAUUUUUCUAGUCUUCCUUUCUCUGUGAAGUCACUCUUUAUUUUACUCUUCAAGCCUCAAAAUGUGUGUGAAUAAUAAGCAGUUCGUUUUGUGUGGUCCGAGCUAUAAAAAUGCCCCUUGUGUUCUUUCCGAAUGAAAAACAUGGUUUUCAUUUUGAGAAAUUUUGCAUAAUUUUUUUCCCCCUGUGUGUGCUCACACGCUUUUCUUUAUUAUUUUGGAUUAAAAACAAAUGCUUCCCUGCUUUAACUUUGCAUGUUCCAAUUACAGAGUUGUGAAAAUAAGUCAUCUUUCAGCUUUUUGUUUCUUUAAAACAGCUAUCGGUGAUGUCAGAGUCAAUACUAAAAGCAUUAAGAAUGCUGGCAGAAUGCAAUGCAGCUGCAGUCCAACAUGAUGCUGGAAAUGGGGUUGAGAACAUAAAGGCUUUCCAUAUUCCCAGGGCGCACAACUGCUUGCGGCCUUGGCUUUGAUCUCUUCAAAGGCUGCUGCCUCCUCCUAGAUGGAGAGACUUGGCUGCCACUCGCUUGCAUUGAAAAAAGGCAGAGGUCUCUAUUCAGGCAGAAAUCAAUCACUGUGCAGAAACAAUUAUGUGUAAUUCAACCAUCAUGAAAACAGGACGAGAUUAUGGGUUUGUUACCUGAGUGACUGCGUAGAGAUGGGGGAACUCUGAACACAGGAGUCCUGCUGACAUGCCACAUCUUGAUGACAAUUAUAGACAUAUGAAUGAUGUAGCAGGCAGGGGAGGCGUGAUGACAAAUGCCGGGCACACUGUCCAGCAGAGCAGAAAAUGAGGUUACAAUUGGGAGAUAAUGUUUGCAUAUGUAACCAUAUUUCAUCAAGCUGGGCAACUUCAGGGAACAGGCUAGCUGGGCUGCGGCGAGGGGGGGAAAGGGUGUGUGGUGGGGUAGUCGUGGCACUUGAUAUAAAUAUGGAGAUAAAUUAUAUCUUGGAGAAUGUUGUCAAAUGAUUAUGUCGACAAGUAUCCCAGCAAUGUUUGAAGAUGUGAAGGUUAGGGGGAUGGAGAGAAUGGAUCAUGAAGACUUGGAAGGGGCAGGGGAAUCUUGGGUAAUUCUGAAAUAAGCUCUGAGGUUGCUUUCUAGUGCUAGUGGUGGUCUGAUGAAUUGCUGUGUGUUUGAAUUGCAAGAAUGAAUGCUCCCCACUGCUUUCCCAUCCAAGUCGGACAUUCAGGUGGCUUCAUAACCAUAUUUUUGUAGAGCUGUGCCUUUUUUUACGUGCAGAGAUCUUAAAGCACCUAUCAAAACAUUUCAGCUGUAAUACUCUAUUUAAUAUGCAAGCAGACUACUUAAAAGGUUUUUUUUUUCCUCCCCUCUCUCCUUUUUUUAAAGGAACAAGAUGCAUUUGGAAUAGUGGGGGUGACGGAACAACAUACUAGAUAUUUAAAAAAAAUAGAAUUUUAUAUAGAGAGCAUCAUUCAUAGGUGGGUGUUGUUUCCCCCCCCAAAAAAUGUCACUUCACCUUAAAAUACAUGCUCACUUCCCCAUCCCCAAGCAAAAUAAAAUGCAGAGAGAUGGCUUAUUAUAAAUGGCAUCACUGCUCAGUUUGAUACACAGGACUAGGUUUACCUUUUAUGCUGCUCAGGCUUUAGACAUCAGAGGCGUGAGAGCUGCUUUGAGUUACAGAUCUUCAAACAAUAAGUCAAAACAAAAAAUCAAUCCCUCCGGUCCCUGGCUGCAGUUAUCUAGAGAUAAAAGAGAAAAAUAAAGUUAUGCUAAAGCAGAUAGAGGAAAGGAACAGAUAUGCCAAGGAAACACAGAGGACAAGUGCAGAGUUGAAGUGGGCCCAGUGUGAGCCAACAUCAAUGAAUUUUUAUCUUAUCAAAAAGUUUUUGGGUUGCCAAUUCUUUUCAGUCUGGACCCAGCCUGCUCCAGGGUAGCCUGAAGCACUGGCUUCAAUAAAGUCACUUUCUUCCACUCUUAAAUAUAGCUACAGAGGAAUUAUAAUACAUUUCACUCACAAGUGUAAAACUUUGCCACAUGCUUCAAUAAUAAAUUAAAGACUAGAAUAAUCCUCCCUUUGCUAAAUGGAAUAUAAAUUGAGAUCUCUUUAAAAUGUUGAAAGACAUACACUAACAAGAAAAAGUGACAAAUGCAUAUUGAGUUUCCCGUUUUUCAUUUCCCGUUCUCAAAGUCACUGCAAAAGUUUUUUGUCUAUUUGAGGCAAAAGUGUAACUUUCUGUAACCAAGGGAAAGAAAUGGAAACUACAUUGCAGGGCUUGGACUUAGAUGACCCUUGGGCAUCCUUUCAACUCUGCAAUUCUAUGAUUGUGUGUCAUUAGGAAGAGCGAGGCAGGUGUCAGAUGCCUGGGGUCUGAAACCUUGACCAUUCACUUAUAUUGGAGAUCAGAGCAGUAUAUAUAUAUGUUGCAUAGCCUGUCAUGCACCCCCUAAACUAACCUCUUGCACUCAGGGUGUAGUAGAAGCUGACAAUCUAUUGCCAGUCUCUCUCCUGCCAGUCCAGUCAGCUUUGGUGCAUAGCAUGAGGGAAGUGUUAUCUUGUCCUUUGACUUUGGGCAGCGAAAUGGUUGUGGCCAGUGGUUACUUCCUGAGCCAGGAAGCUUGUUAAGUACACAUUCUGGAUGGUGUUGCACCUCUCCCAUGGGAGCAGAUUAAUAGUGUGAGGGUGCUCUGAGAGUUAUCCUUAUCACUUGAGGGGGUUGCAUAGCCUUAGGGGCAAGGAGGCUAUUCCUAGCUAUGACCUCUCUUGGGCCAAGACAGCCUAGCUGCGCUGGUAGAUCUCUUGAUUAGACGGCUGCAAUGCUCACUAUGUGUGGCUGCCCUUGGAGUUGAUCAAAAAGCGGCAGCUAGUUCAGAAUGCGGUUGCCAGGAUGCUGAGCAGCACGCAGCACCACAGCAUGGGAUUAAGAAUUUAUCAGGUUUUAAGGAACUGCAUCUUUGCUACCUGGCUAAAUUUAAGGUGCAGGAUAAUAAGAAGCCUUAAACAGACUGAGACCCAAAUAUUUUGAAGGAUAUCUGCCCUUAUCUGCCACCCCAUGUUUAAUGAUCUGCAGACGGGCUCUGCUUGUGGUUGUGGCUCUCUACACAGCAAUGCAGAGCAAGGGCCUUUCUGUUACUGCACCUGAGAUACAGUAUGACACCCCCUCCCCAGAGAUGCACUUAGCCCCUGCACUGACGGCGCUUCAGCAACGUACUAAGUUUUAUCUUUCAGCAGAGUUAUGUGGGUGACUCAGUUAAAGAACUGCACUCCUUGCUACUGACAACUGGGAUAGCUCAGUUGGUAGAGCAUGUGUCUCUUAAUUGCAGGGUUAUGGGUUCAAGACGAUGGGUUAUGGGCAAAGGAUUCCUGCAGUGUAGGGAGUUGUACUAGAUGACCCUCAUGGUCCCUUCCAACUCUGAUUCUAUGAAUUGCUGUUUUUGCAUUGUAGUUUUUAUAUUUGGCCAUGUUAUAUUUUGCUUAACUGUUUUUAUCAUGCGCAUGUUCCAGUUUCAUGAAAUGCUGUGUGUUCCCCUGGGAAUGUCUGGGUUGAAGGAUGUCCAAACAAGCCCCUGUGUUGCAAAGAGAACGUCGACAAUGUCUAGGCAACACGUGUUGCCUAGACAUUGUUGAGUUGAAGGGUGGGCUGCAAGUUGAAAGAAUAUAUAUAAAGAAAUGACCACCCUAAGUGAUACAGAAUGGAGAAAGUGCAGAAGUAAAGAGCCACAGUUCCCUAGUGCCACUGUUCUGAUCAUAUCUGGAUCACAUUUUUGCCUGUUACACAAGAAAAACACAACUUGGGGAAUCUCAGAGUUGGCCCAAAUGUUUUGCAGUUUCAUAAGAAAUCUAGUUUUUGCCUAGCACAAAUACAGCUGAAGACUUCAACUGCCCUACAUAUUUGCAGAAUAAUAAAUCUUGAGCAUCUAUAUCAGGCUCCCUCAAACUCAGCCCUCCAGAUGUUUUUGGGUUAAAACUCCCAUGCUCCCUAGCUAGCAGGAGCAGUGGUCAGGGUUGAUGGGAAUUGUAGUCUCAAAACAUCUGGAGGGCUGAGUUUGGGGAAGCCUGAUCUAUAUGCUUGUUUUCAGGCAGGGCUGGCCCACUCAUUAGGCAAGGUAAGACUUCCGCCUCAGGUGGUAGGACCACAAGGGCAGCAUAUCCCAAUGUAGAUUUUUAUUCCCCCAUUGUUCCUAAUGUAGAUAUUCACUCGCCGUUUCUUUCCUGGUAGGAGGGAGGCACCAUUUUGUGCUUCGUCUCAGGUGCCAAAAAUGUCUUGGGCCAGCCCUGUAUACAGUGCUUUAGAACCUGAAGCACUAUGGAAAAAACCACAGUAUUGUGUGUGUUGAAUACAUUUUGUGUUGUGUGGGCUAAUAGCUGGACAUAGGCAAAAGAAUGCCCCCCCACCUGUUUAAAUCCAUACUUUUUCAUAUACAGUAUAUGCCUUUUCAUGCAAACUAUUUCUUUAGCUACCAUAACGUAACAUCGCAAAUAAGCUACAAAUUACAAUUAUCUGUUUUGUGUGUUUCAUGCCAGAAUCUUAGGAAUUUAUAAGUUUUGUAUCCUAUUCAAAAUUGAAUCUUGAAUGUCCAGAUGAAUGUAAGGUAGACCUCCUUAUGUUUACUCAGGGAUGGGGAUAAGAUGGAGAUGGUAGCCAAGUUUCUGCAACCUGCUAUUUGCAAUAAUGUAGUCACCACACUGUAGUAGCAGCUGUCCUGAAGCUGGUUUCUGCGAGUCACCAAAUUCAUGCAGAAUACUUUUUGUGGCAUGGGACUUCCAAUGUAUGCUUUUAGCAUGCUCCCUUUUAAAAUCCUCACAUUUUUGAGAAUCUCCUACUUGAGGAUAACCAUGCAUGGCAAUUAAAAUCAGUGGACACCUUCCCGCUAAUGUCAAUUAAAUCUGGAUUAAAACUAGUGCUGUCAUUUCGACUUAUACAAGUGGAUAAACCAAGAUUUCUUGCAGUUUUAAUUGAUUAAAUCUGCGAAAAUUUGUAUAUGAAUAACACAAUUUCGAAGGAGAGGAGGGAUUAACUUGUUUUAGAUAAUGCCUGUCACUUUUGAAGCAUGCAUCUUACGAGAGGCUAUACAAUGUAAUGGCUGUACUUGUAUGUCAUGCUAAACCAGAAGUUAGUAUGGUAUGCAAAAGCAUGAAUUAUUGCAGCGAAGCUUUGGGCCAUGUGCUCCCCUGACAUAUCUUCCACUGGGGCUGGGAGGAGGGGUUCAGAAGCUUUUGCUUCCACUUUGGAUUAACCACCUUUGGGACCCAGAACUGUGGUUAUUAGUCUCCUUAUUGUGAUUAAUUCAACAAGCCAGCCUCCCUAGUUAUAGUUUUAAGUAUGAUAGUUAAUGCUAACCACAGUUUGUUGAUCCACGCAACAUGACAAACCAUUGUCAAGCAAAAGCAGAAGCUUCUGAACAGCUCCUCCAGGAGGAGAAGUGUGGAAAUUUUUCAGAAUUUUUAUGAGUUCCAAAAUUCAGCUUUUUUGGAGCACAAGAGAUUCCCUUACUACAGAAUUUUAUUUGAAGUACAGAGUACAAAUUUAUUAGAACCUGAGUAGCCGGUAUCAUGUUUGCAUGUGCUGCUAGCCAGUCAGGGGCUAUCUCCCUAUACUUUGUAUGAGUGAAUUUAAACCAAAUAUACUUUUUAUUUGCCUUGCAUUUAAAGUAAAUGGCAAGUACAGGUUAUAUUUCUGCUACUGGAAACUUACAGGGCUGCUAUCUAAUUUCAGAUUAUAUGUUGUUAUUUGUUGCCUCAUUUCAUUGCCUUAGAAGGGGGGUGUUCUCUUUCACAAUACUUGCAUAAUUGUUAUACUGUAUUAAGUAAGAAUAAAACUACUACUACUACUACUACUACUUAUUAUUAUUAUUAUUAUUAUUCAGCCACUCUGGGCGGCUCCCAGCAGAGGACUUAAAACAGAAUAAAACUUCAAACAUUAAAAACUUCCCUAAAUAGUGCUUUAAAUGCUAGGAGUAUUUUCCAGUAUAUUUUCUUGCCAUAAUAUUGAUUACUUAACAAGUCUGUUGUAUUCGCUCCACAUUCCAUAUUAGUUCAGGGAGGGGAAGAUAAUUACAGAUGGUCCUAAGCAUGGUGUAGUGCAGGCACCCCCAAACUCGGCCCUCCAGCUGUUUUGGGACUACAACUCCCAUCAUCCCUAGCUAACAGGACCAGUGGUCAGGGAUGAUGGGAACUGUAGUUCCAAAACAGCUGGAGGGCCGAGUUCGGAGGUGGGUGCCUGGUGUAGUGGUUAGAAUGUCAGACUAGGAUUUGGGAGAUCAGUGUCAAAAUAUCCACUCAAGCUAUGUAACUUACUGGAUGUCCCUGGACCAGUCACUGCAUCUCAGCUUAACCUACCUCACAGGAUUGUUGUGAAGAUAAAAUUGGGUGCCUGGAAGUGCUCAGAGAGGGGCAUUUUUAGGUUAUCUUUGCUUUUAAAUACCAUUGACUUCCAUGGGAUUGUAACUGUGUGCAGUGUUGCAGCUUAAGUUGGACGUAAUGAACUACCUCUAAACAAAAACAAAACACCACCCCAAAGAUAAUUUUGAAUCUACCAAGUCUCUCAUUAGUCAUAUACAGUGGUGCCUCGCAAGACGAAAUUAAUUUGUUCCGCGAGUUUUGUCGUCUUGCGAUUUUUUUCGUCUUGCGAAGCACGGUGUCGGGAAAGUUUUGGAAAAGCUUCAAAAAUCACCAAAGUCUUUAAAAACCUCAAAAAAGGCUACCACACCGAGUUCUAUGAGUUGCUCCUCGAAGUCAAGUCACAACUGUAUUAACGGUGUUAAGAAAAAGGAGACAAACUUGCAAGACGUUUCCGUCUUGCGAAGCAAGCCCAUAGGGAAAAUCGUCUUGUGAAGCAGCUCAAAAAACAAAAAACCCUUUCGUCUAGCGAGUUUUUUGUCUUGCGAGGCAUUCGUCUUGCAAGGUACCACUGUAAUUCAUGUCUUUGAAAUGGGUACAAAAGUACAAUCUCUUCAAAGGACACCAUGGGAGAGUUUAUCAAUCUGCAAGGAUGCACUAAUCAAGUGUUUUGGUAUAUACACGCUUUAAACAUAAAUUGUCCCCUUUAAAGCUUUCUUUCCCUUUCUGAUUCCCCCUACAGCUGUUUAAGGUAAUUUAAUUACAGUGGUCCUUCUGCCAAAGAGCAGAUUUAAUUUUUCCCUCUGCACAGUAUGCAGCAAAUCAGAGACAAACAACAUGACUGAGCUGAAAUUACACAACUCUUAAGUAGAAUUGUUUAGACUAGCUAUUUUCCUCCAUUUGGAAUUAACCCUGAAUAUGAUAUGGAUAUGUUUGGCAUAAUGUUUAGCUGUUGUUGUUGUCACUCUACCUGAGGUUCCGGAAACAGCAGAGUACUAGGAACAUAAUUGAUAUAAUGGUGGUUCUAGCAAGAUUGACUGAGCUUGACCACUAGCAAGAUCAUAGAAUUUUAAAGUUGGAAGGGAGCCUGAGGAUCAUCUAGUCCAACCCCCCUAUAGUGCAGUAAUAAUAUGCAGCUGUCCCAUGCAGGGAUUGAACCUGCAACCUUCGCAUGAUCAGCAUGAUACAAUCACCAGCUGAGCCAUCCAGGCUGACCAAGUAAUCUUAUUAAAGCAUAUUGUAGAAUGUCACGUUAUGAUAUCGGCUAACUCAACUGUGUAGAUUCUUACUUGGGGGAUAAAGAACCAUUUAAAACAAUUUACUAUACUGAUUCUGAUACAUAUACUCAACUUAACUGUAAAGUUAACAUAGGCUUAUGUUGUGUGGUGCAUCCUUGUGUCUCCUUAGACCCAAUAGUUUUUAAAAAGUUAAGGUAGUAUAUAGGUACCAUUGUCACUUGCAGAGCAUUUAAAAUUGUGCUUUUGUUUGUUUGUUUUUUCACUCUUCGUGUUGUUACAGAAGUUGUCAGACUAGAGGUUAUGACAGGCUGCGCACCUCACAGACAAAAUGUCUACACCACAAAACUUUCAACACUUUUGAGAUGGAAAAUGAUUUGUGUCUCCAUAAGCAUAUUCAAAUUUAUGGUUUCAAUUAAAGCCACAAGAAGGUAAAGCCCACUUAAUUAUCAAGAUGUGCAUAAGGCUGGAGUGGUGAUGGUGGCAGUAGAUGUGGCAAGAUCAAGUGGAAUAAGUUUCUAUAUGUCACAUACAGCAAUUUUAAGGCUGCCUAAAAUCAGUUUAUUUUUAUUUUUUAUAGCAACACCUUCUAAACUUUUGCUAUCAAAUAUUUAUGCUACCAGCUUGCUUAGCUGGGUGUGCGCAUGUUUGUGUCUGCUCUUGCUUUUCAGUUCUGUGUAAAAGGACCUGGUAGUCCAGUUUGUUAUCCAAAGAGGAAGCAUUCUGACAGACAACCGAAUCUGCUUUCUCAUCUUAAAAUACCGUAAUUAGAUUACAGUUAAGAAAGGUCUUAGAAACCUUUUAUAAUUCAUAAUAGCAGGUGAAAAUGACACUGAAUGGGUUCCAGAGUUUUUACUCAAUGCAUUGACAUGGUGAUUGCUUUCAUUUACAACUUCUUAUGCUUACUAUUUUAAAGCCAAAGUAACCAAAGAACCUUCCCGAGCCCUACAGCUUCCUUUGUGAGAAGGACAGCUACAAGUGUAAAAGCAAUUCUGCAGCCCAAGGUAUAAAGACCGACUCCAGGUGGGACCACUUGAGAUACACUUCUUUUUCUACAUGGAGAUAAAGCCAGCUGCUCUCUUGUGAAUGGCUUUGUACAUUGAAUGGAUGCUAUAAGGCAAUAAUACGCUACAAAUGCAAUGCCUGUUGUUUUUGGUAUGGCUGCUACACUUUCUAGCUUACCCGUCUUACAACAGGGAUUGCAGGAUUCAGAAAUGGUUUCUGGUUACUUUACAAAAUUAUAAUGGGGAACAGCAUCUUAAAAGUGCUACAGUCAAAGCCGUACACCAGAAAAGCAGCCAUGCUCAUACGUUAUUAAUAAACAGCAUGUUUGACUUAGCUGACUCCAAAGCUUAGAGGAAAAUACAGCUACAGCUAGUUAAGUAGAUGUAUUCAUGAAAUUUGAAUUCUAUUAUCCAUGGUCUGUCUCUUUCUUUCUUUCUUUCUUUCUUUCUUUCUUUCUUUCUUUCUUUCUCUUUCUGUAAUCUGGCAAAUCAACUAUUUUAUUUUAUUCUUAAUCAACAUCUUGAUCUCCUCCAGCUGGAAUUCUUAUCCCAACUUCAUUCAUUUAAAAGGACAGUGGGCAAAAUAUAAUAACGACCCACAAAGCUUUGUAGCGUUCCUUUAUCUCUAACAUGUACUUGGGCUGCAAUACUAAAUAUAGCUACUAGGGAAUAUUCCCCAUUGGACUUACUUCUGAGUAAACAUGCUUAACAUUGCACUGCAGCGUGAGUUCAUAAUUACGGUAUUCAGCAUUGGACAUUUGAUUUAAAAAUGACCGGAAACUAUUUUGAAUAUCAACAGUUGGAUUUUCAUUUCCAUUUUCACACUUUAAUUCCACUUCUCCCAAUGGCGCUCCACCCCUCAACAUGCACAUUCUGUAAAGAUGUUGCUACUUAUUUGCCUGUAUAUUACCUUUGUCCAGCUUUCUUUUGUGGUGGUGUUUUGCCCAUUUCUGUUUGCAAUAAAUCUAACUCAAUAAUGGGUCCAGCUAUCUUUUGGGGGCAGCUUAGCUGUUGAUCUGGAUAAGAUGAAUUACAGUACAGUGGUACCUCAGGUUACAGACACUUCAGGUUACAAACGCUUCAGGUUACAGACUCCGCUAACCCAGAAAUAGUACCUCGGGUUAAGAACUUUACUUCAGGAUGAGAACAGGAGCCUCCCACGCAGCAGCAGCGGCAGUGGCGUAGCGUGGGGGGUGCAGGGGGGCCCGGCCGCACCGGCCGCAACAUCUGGGGGGGCGCGCUCGCACUCGCAGCUCUCUGCCCCUACCUGGCUCACUCACUCUCUCUCACUGCAGUGCUGGCUGUGUGAAUCCCAUCCGAGCCGCUGGGUCGCCGCCCACUGUGGAGGGGGUGGGUGCCAGGCGUGCGGUGUGGAGAGAGAGCGAGGCACUAUCUGGGGGAGGGACAGUGCAGUGGCCGCCCAGCACAGCGCUGAGCGCGGGAGAGAACCACACCAGCCCAGCCCAGGCAGCAGCAAGAAGAAGCUGGCAGCGGCGGCAGGUUAGGGGUUAGGGGGCGCAAAUUACUUGCCUUGCCCCGGGUUAGGGGGUGCAAAUUACUUGCCUUGCCCCGGGUGCUGACAACCCACGCUACGCCGCUGAGCAGUGGGAGGCCCCAUUAGCUAUAGUGAUGCUUCAGGUUAAGAACAGUUUCAGGUUAAGAACAGACCUCCGGAAUGAAUUAAGUUCUUAACCCGAGGUACCACUGUACUAGGUCAGAGAAGCAAACUGUAGGCUGAGUCAGAAGCUAUGUGAGGGGAAUAGCUGGAUGGCAACAUUCUGUGAACUGGUUGCAGAGGGAGAGAGCCCAGGUAGACCAGCAGACUGUAAAGAGAUACUGUUCUGCAAGAAACAGUGAGAGGAGGAAAUGCACCAGUUACUUCGGCUGGAGGGCAGUAGGCAAGAGCCUCAUCCUGUGAUUCCUAUCCAGAACAGCUUCCCAAAGUGUGUUCAGAAGCUAUAAUUUGUCUCAUUACUAUCAUUUAAACAAACCUGUACUGGGCAGGGGCGAAGGAAGGGGGGUGGACCGCCCCAGGUGUCUUCGCUGAGGGGGUGACAUUUGGAGCGCUGCCCGCCCGCAACUCCCAAGCCUACCCCGAGCCGUCGGGGGAAGGGGGGAGCUACGCCGCCUUGCCAGCGGCAUUGCCCCCUCCCCCCUUUGUUUUGACACCUGGGAGAGACUUGGGAGUCAUGGGCGGGUGGCACACCAAAUGUCCACCAUGGGUGGCUCACUCUGACCCCAUUUCGAUGCACCUGAGCGGUGAUCCCACGCCUCGGGAGCGCACUCACCCUGGGAAGUGCAGGCAUAUGCUCUGCCGCUGGUACUGGGUUAGUUAAAGUAACAUUUAAAGGUAAAGGUAAAGGGACCACUGACCAUUAGGUCCAGUUGCAGACGACGCUGGGGUUGCAGCGCUCAUCUCGCUCUAUAGGCCGAGGGAGCCGGCGUUUGUCUGCAGACAGCUUCCAGGUCAUGUGGCCAGCAUGACUAAGCCGCUUCUGGCGAACCAGAGCAGUGUACGGAAACACCGUUUACCUUCCCGCCGGAGCGGUACCUAUUUAUCUAUUUGCACUUGACGUGCUUUCGAACUGCUAGGUUGGCAGGAGCUGGGACUGAGCAACGGGAGCUCACCCCGUCGCGAGGAUUCGAACCACUGACGCUCUGAUCAGCAAGCCCUAGGCUCUGUGGUUUAACCCAAAGCGUUACCCACAUCCCAAAGUAACAUUUAGAACAGGUUAAAAAUGGUAUUCCUAGGGUUGCAUCCAAUGAAGUAGUCCCAUUUGUAUGAGGCUUUCUGCCUGUGCCAUGCGACUUCCCUUUCCUCCUCUAUCCCUACAUGCCUCUGCACCCGCCCCCCCAUCUGCUCUUAUUAGCUUUCUUCAAUUGUCUAUGUUGUCAGGAGUGCCACCUUGGGCCAAAUAUUGGGGGGGGGGGCAGCAGCGCAUUGUAUUCCUGUGAUGUGACACACAUGUCAUCAGGAGGAGGAGGAGGAGGAGGAGGCAGACGCAUUUUCAUUUCUGUGAUUUCAGCUGGCUCCAAAUAAAUAUUCAGGCAUCAAUUCGGACAGUACAUGGAAAAUUCCAUGGGCACCUGCUGAAUUGAACUGCAGUGCAGUGUACACAUGGACUUUUCCAUACUGGCAAAAGUUCAUUCCGACUAUCCCCCCCAAAUAAUAAUAAUAAUAAUAAUAAUAAUAAUAAUAAUAAUGUAGUUCUUAAGUUUUGUUCCUCGUGGACACAGUGUGUUGCUCUGUCAAUAUCUACUUCAUGUCAUGGUCCUACUAAACCACAAAAUGUGUAUGACACAGCAAGUUUAAGAAUUAUGAAAGCUACAUUGUCUAGUAGAAGUCCAAAGAGAUGCACCUUGUUUGUUACUGUGUUACGCAUUUUUGUUUUUAUGUUAUAAACUGCCCUGUGAUCCUUGGACGAAGGGUGGUGUAACAAUAAAGCCUUUCCAAACCUGAAACAAUUGCACAGAAUAUUUGUGCUAUGCGAAUUGUGUGGCUGUGCUUCUAAAAAUGUCCAUGGAAUGAUGUAUCUAUAUGAUUUGACUUUGCACUGUACAGUCUGAGGACAGACAGGACACCGAAGAGCAUUUAUUUGAUAUUCAGGCGCGUGCGCACACCCCAGUUAAAUAUAGGCCUAUUCUUCGGGGGGGGGGGAGCCAAUUGUAGAGAAAUAUGUGAAAAGUGCUUUUCUUCUUCCCAAAAGCUCAGAGAAGAGACAGCAGCUUGCCUGGCUUUACUCAAAAGUCUAAUCUGCAAGUUCACCUGGUAACCAGAUAAAGCGCUUCCGUUAGGUGCUGGGCUGAAGCUUCUGCUGUGAGAAUGUAGGCUGGAAGAGUGCUUGCAGGCAUCAGUCUCACUCCUAGUGGAAUGUCUGACCUUUCCCAGGGCUUUGAUCGUGCAGGCUCACAGUUUGAGAUAAUGAGCCCUUUGCAGAAUCUGGAAGGGUGUGGGGGGGGGGGGUUAGAGGCAGCUUUGAUGGGUUUUUUAUUUUUUAACCUCUUACCUGUGUUCCUGGUCUCUUGCCCAUGUUCUCGUGUGUGUGUGUGUGUGUGUGUGUGUGUGUGCGCGUGCGUCCUAAAUGUGUGUGCACUGAUUUCGGAAUAUGAUUACCUUUACUUUUUUUUAAAAAAGAACUUUUACGCAGUAACCGAGAACUCUUGUGUGCCCAGCGAAAGCAGCCAAAUCGGAAAAAAUCACAGGAUAUCAUGAAACUGUGGUUUCCAUUCAAUGUUGUGUUGAGACUGCGGUAUCUGGGGCAUAUCUUACCACAGACUCAAACUGGCUUAGUAGUCAUUCACUUCAAGGGGGUGUGGGAAGGGGCCAAAGCAACAACAACAACAAAAUUCUCAGCAUGUCAACAAACUUCAUAUCCAAGUAUAGAUAGUCUGGAUACAACUAAAAAUGAUCAAAGCAGCUAAAAGUGGUAUAAAACCUAUAUACGAUUGUUAUAAUGUCUAGCACUCCAGUGCAUGUGGUGGUGCUUUGCUUCAGGUUUUGCAAGGAGCUUAUGUAUAUUAGCUUCCAUUGUACAACUUUGAGAUAGGAUGAAAAAAAAAUUCCUUCCACUGACUGUAUGCAUCUGACUGUCUGCAUCCUUGUAUAAAAUACUGCUGCUUCAGCCCAUCUGAAUUAGUCCCACAGCUGCUUGCCUAAAUAUAAAUAGGAUGCUAAGCAUUUCACAUCUGGAGGUUUGGGCAGGAAUGUGCUAAUUAGAUAAAUCUUGAUUCAUUUUCUUUAAGCUAUAACUAAAGCCACAUAAGCACCCAGCCUGUUUUUAUGUAUGCUCAAAAUAGACUUGCUUUAACAAUUUUGCUCAUAACUGUCUAAUUCUUUGGGGAGAACACUGAAAAAUGGCUUUGCGUUUGUGUUACAAGUGUUUGAUGCACGAUCUAGCUCUUGGUACACAGCUCUGUUCUGUAAACAGACAAACAUUAAACUAAUAUAUAUCCUUUAGUUUUAUCCACCUUAAGUUACUGAAGUUUCUCAUUAUGCAUACAGUUGCUGCUAUCAGUCUAACAUUGCAAAUACAUAUAUUAAACUACCUGCUUUCUCUGUUGUGGUGCAUUACAUCUCUGUUGGUUAGCAUUACAUCGAAACUUCAAAAAUUAAGGUCCUUGUGAACUAGAUUUGAGACACACUCUGAAAUUGUUUUGAGUUCGCACAUGAUGCUAAGCCAACCCAUGUCUUCACAUGAUAAAUACACAGGUUUCCUCUGGUCCUGCUGCACUACAGUGAGCGACGUCACGGUUUGGCUUAGCAUGUUUUCUGAACUAGGGCUCAUGGUUAAUUUUGCACCAGAAAAACCCUAAGCUGUAAGCUCAAGAACAAGCCUUGGUUACAGCUUGUAGCUUGUCUGGAGCAAGACAAACCAGAAGCUUGGGUUCAGAUGACAUGGUUAGCUAAACCAUGACUUAGGUCACAGCAGUGCAGCAGGAGGACUGAAGCUGUCCUAUAUGGGAGCCUAUGCAUUUGCACCAAACCAUGGUUGGAUUAGACCAAUUUAUGCAAAUGUGUCUGUAUGCGUGCAUGUGCUCACACCCACCAACAUGAUAUGAAUGUAGUAUUGAACUAAAGUCUUAUUGGUGUCUGUUGGUUAUUGCUUGCUUCACUGGUUGCAUUUCUUACAAUACCUUUUAAUUGCCUUUUCAAUUCUUGAAAUUUAAUUUAAUCUGGCAGAUAUUGGGGUAUGUAAAUACUUUAAAGGGAUGUUAGUGUAGUCCUACCCCUAGUGUUGACCACAAGGAUUUCUGAUGGUUUUCACUAUAUAGCAAGAUUGAUGGCAAAAAUUAUUUCUCUUAUCUCAUGGAUAUUUUAUGUAUAUAAAUAUUCUUUCUAACGGGGUCAGGAAUAUUUAUAUAUAUAUUUAAUGAAAUAAGAGAAUUUCUAGCUUGCCCUUUCUUUUCUUUUCUUUUUGUAAACUGCUUUGAGGUGGUUGUUUUUACAAUCAAGCAGUAUAUAAAUUUUAUGAAAUAAAACAAACGACAAGUUACAAGGCAGCAACACUACAAUAAAACCAAUUCAGCAUUGGUUAUAACAGCUAAUAAAAACACAGCAUCCUAAAGCACACAGGGAGCUACAAAUAAUGAAUAUCCUUCCGACUGCUUCUUAAUGUGAACUCCCUGCAUAUUGCUUUAACUCCAGUGGGACACCACCACUCUGGGAGGGCCGCUUGGUUUACACUGAGGGCCACGCUAAAAUAUAUAAUCAGCUGGAGAACUAGUUGACAUAAGCAGCAUAUUUGGCAUUUUGUUUUCAAGAACUUGCUCAUUACUUUGUGUACUGUAAUUUUUUCAUUAUUAAUUGUUGGCUCCACAUGUGAAAAAACGGAGGUAGACGUGUGGGAGCAGUAGAGUAAUAGUUACUAAAAAUGUAGGGUAAUAGGUAAUUAAGGAGAAGAAACAGGGUCCAACAGGACUGGCAAUUAGACCUGCUGUAUAGUUUCCCUUCUGAGUCAUGUAUGGUGUGCAGACCUUCACUUGCUACCCCACUUGCUCUUCCACAUCACUAAUCCCACUUCCCCUUAAAGCAGGCAUAGGCAAACUCAGCCCUCCAGAUGUUUUGGGACUACAACUCCCAUCAUCCCUAACCACUGGUCCUAUCAGCUAGGGAUGAUGGGAGUUGUAGUCCAAAAACAUCUGGAGAGCCAAGUUUGCCUAUGCCUGCCCUAAAGCUUGCCAUACCCACUCACCUGUCCCCUUUGCACUUGCCAAACCACUUCUCUCCUCUUGGAGCUGUUCCUCCGUAGCCCUCCCUCUCCACAUUGCCUUUUCCUUACCCUCCAAUGCUGCUGCGAUGGCCCAGCAACUCUUAGAAGGCUGUUGUCACUUGUCAGCACCUCCUGUUGGCAGCCAAGCAAACUGCUGUGUGAUGACAGCUUUACCUUUAUAUACCAUAAUUUUUGCUCUAUAAGACUUACUUUUUCUCUCCUAAAAAGUAAGGGGAAAUGUGUGUGCAUCUUAUGGAGCGAAUGCAGGCUGCACAGCUAUCCCAGAAGCCAGAACAGCAAGAGGUAUUGCUGCUUUCACUGCACAGCGAUCCCUCUUGCUGUUCUGGCUUCUGAGAUUCAGAAUUUUUUUCUUUCUUAUUUUCCUCCUCCAAAAACUAGGUGCAUCUUGUGGUCUGGUGCGUCUUAUAGAGCAAAAAAUACGGUACACACAUACAGCAUUUUUACUGCUCACAGUCUAGAAGCAGAGUUCCAGUUUGAAACAAAACAGUAAAAAACUGUAUGCUGCUAAAUUACCCACAUCAGGAAGCCACUGAUCUUUUACUACUCUGGUUUUCUUGGCCCUGAAAACUCUAAUGGAAAUUGUGGAGUAACCAGCCUCUUAACACCAACAUUCUUAAGUCUAAUUAAUGCAUGAAGGAGUUAAAACCAUUGAGUAAGCUGUCCUGGCAGGCUUAGCUCACCUUGGGAGGGACUAGGUAGUCAAGACUUUGUUUCCCUAGUCUACUUGAGAAGCUCAACCACAUGGCUCUCAAUAAUUUAGGAACUUUCAACACUGUAACUAAGCCAGGUUUCACUGCCUGUGCAACUUUUUCUGAAUGCUGUAUGGAAAAGCACAUGAAUCAGACCUUUGGAGAGUUUUUAGGGAAACAUUUUUUUACUUGUGUGAUCUUUUUCUGUGUGGGGGGAAGAGGAAAACUUUGGAAGGAACUCACAAGGGCAUAUUUUAAAGGUCUGAAAGCCUAUAUUUCCACACUUUACUUUGCUGCAUAUUUUGUGAUUUUAAAUCUCUGCUGGGGUUUCCUCACUCAAGAGUACUUGCCCCAAACUUGGUUUUUUUACACCCAGGAAUUCUCCUUUUAUACCUAUUUUUUCACAGAAAUUUCACAGCUAGUGGCUUUUCUAUCCUUUUUCAGUCACCCAAUAAUUGUUAUUCUGUUUCCUGCCUCCUCCUCCUCCUUUUCUCUAUUAAAUCCCACCCUACUUGGAUAUAGAAAACCAAAAAACUAGCCAAUACUUAAAAACAUCUCAUUUGUAUUCACCACUGAGGCUUGUGAGGAAAAAAAUCUUAGCAUUUAAAAAAAAACAACUAAGUUUCUUAGCUUGAACCUUGGUGAAGACUCUUGUGGUUGCUGGUUACUUCCCCCACCCCCACCAUCAGUAUACUGUAUGUAAUAUACCCAGAUUUCAGGCCUUGCUUGGGAAGUCCUACUUAGAGGACUCCAGCAUUUGCCGAAAUAGGCAUGCAUAAUUUAAAAAAAUAAAUAAAACAACCCAUUGCCACUAAAAUUGCAACUAGUUCUUUGAAAUUGCAUUAAUGAAUAGGAACUUCCUGUUGCAAUGAUUUAGAACAGGAAUGGGGAACAUAUGGCCCUCCAGAUGUUGUCCCUAUUUUCCAGUGACAGUCCCGAAUUUAAAGAAGCUGUCCUGGUUUCUGAUUUGAUUCUGGAAUGUCCUGUUUUUCCUUAGGAUUUUCACUGGAUAAAUGUUGGAGAGUAUGGAGCUAUCUGACCCCUGUUUUAUUAUGUUUUUAUAUAUGUUGGAAUCCACCCAGAGUGGCUGGGACAACCCAGUCAGAUGGGUAGCGUAUAAAUAGUAAAAUUAUUAUUAUUGUGGAAUAGGAUGUCCCUAUUUUCAUCAGUAUGCUCCUGUCAGCACUGUAAUAUAUAUGCUCUAUCAACUGAAUAUCUGCCAUGUGCCCACUCCGCUUAAGAGAAACAGCUAUGACUCCAUCCCCCUCCCCUAAAGCUGAGCACUGUAGCUGUUAUUUCUACAGUCAUAUACAGCACUGAUUGUGAUCUAUGGCACAGGACAGUACCUGGAGUAACUUAAAAGCUAACAGUUCCUUUUCUUGGGCAGAAGCCAUUGACAAAUGGCAAGAGGUUUAUCAAACAAACGAAAAGGGCCAGGUGGCAAUCCUAUUCUUCAUUUCUCUUUUAAUUAACUCAUCUUAAUAGAAGCACACUAAUUACAUGGAGGCGUCCUGCCUUCACAGGGACUGUAGAAGUGAAGUGAAGGUUGCAGACAAUGAUAUGGUUUUCUGGCAGGUGAGCAUGGUUCUGUAGUCAUAGACAACAAACCAGCACAUCCUGUGCUUUCUGAAACCUUUUCUCUUUGCAUGCCAGCUGCCUUAAUUAUUGUGUGACUCUGUCCUAAAAUAAACUCUUUAAGUAGUCCUGAUUUUCAUAGUAGUCCUGCAUUAAACUUGUGUUCAUCUUUAGCAAGCACUCCUGGGCAAACCUUUUGUGUACCAGUAUAUCCUAAGAGCAGUGCAGUACUAAUUUUGAGAAAUUGCCUUCUUUUAUCCUUUCACACACCGUUUGUGUUAGUAGUUUAGUGUAAAAAAAUAUGAGAUGCCAUAGCUGUCAACUUUUCCCUUUUCUUGCGAGGAAUCCUAUUCGGAAUAAGGUAAUUUCCCUUUAAAAAAGGGAAACGUUGACAGCUAUGUGAGAUGAGCCUAUAUCAGGGAAGGUUUCUCACACAGUGGUAGAAUGAAUGCAGAGUUUAAUGUGCCCAAUAAACUGAAGCUCAUUCCUGGCAAUAUGGGUGAAUGGUUCUAACAUGAGGAGGAUUACAUUCAACCAGUUCUGGAUGAGGUUGCACUUUUCUUGAAAGAGAAGGGGUUGUAUCCAAUGAAACCAUCUCAACCUGCACAAUGGUAUUUACUCACCCUUUCCUCUCCCCAUAGGCUCACUGCCUCCCCACCUCCAGUUUGCUCUGGAGGAAUUGGGGGCUGGGGAGGCUGUCCACAGUUAGUUCUCAGGUGAUGCAUGGCUUUUUCCUAAUGUCUGAUCUGGCAUGGGUCUCAAAGAUGUUCUUUAUCUAAAAAAAGAGAGCAUAAUAUAUUGAGUGACUGUGUGUGGAUCAGAUAGUCAACUGAUGCUGUGUAGUUAGAUUUUGACAAUCUGAAUUCUAUACUACUGAAUUUGGAACACCUGUUCUGUAGCUUUCUUUAAAAGAAAAAAAUCCUAAUCAAACCUUUUUUUUUUUUUAGUAGAUAGGCCAUUUUUUAGCACAAGGCUACACUAUUCAUACAAAUGUUUUCUAAUAUGUGAUGCACUAAAUCCUAUAAUUAACAUACUUGGGUUUGAAGUUCAAAUGAUAUAAUAUAAUAUAUUCAGUAAUAUCAGGAAAUGGACUCGAUUGCACUCAUUAUCUUGUUGCACAUUGAGCCUAACUAAACAGUCACUCAAGAUAUGAAUUCGUUUUGCUUUAAGAAGAAUUAAAACAAAUGGGGAUAAGUGGGUUUGAUGGGUACAAAUAUAUCCCUGCUACAUUUGAGUGGUAAAUAGCUCUAUGUAGUAUUCUGUUUGGAGGUAUAAAAAAAACCCUAUGUAUCACUUUUGGCUUCUACCCUAACCCUCAAAGAAGUCCUCCAGUUAGCACUGCAGUGAGAAUCAGUUUGGGGUCAACCACAAUUGUCUUCUAAGGCUAUCCUGGCACUGAUGUGGGAUAAGAAAGAGCAGAGCAGCAUGACUGACUGAUUAGGUCAGCUUUAUUCCAAUCUGCUAUUGUUUUUAAAUGAUGUGUUCCAAGUGUUGCCAGUUUUCCAUACGAAUGAAAUGCACACAGUCCUGCCUUGCUGGAAUAUAGAUUGGCAAAUCAUAGUCUUGGAAAUGCUUGCCAGCAUUCUUAAUUGUUCAGGCAACUCACAGUAUUUGUUUCAUGGCACAUACACAUUCUAUGUGUCUGAAUAUUUCAAAGAAAGACUACAUUUCUAGAUGGAUAUAGAUAUAUUCCCUUUCAGUUUGAAAAUUGCCCCAGAGGUCCAGUUCUCUCUCUCUCACACACACACACACACACACACACACACCACUCCCCCAAGACAGCUAAGGCUGUACAUAGAAACUCAUAAGCAAUUGGAGCCACUACGCUUUGGAAAUGAUACUUGAUACUUCAGAAAUGUGUUCCCCUCCAGAACUGAUUAUGGGGGUGGGGUGGGGGGCAGGUCAACAAGCUCUGUAUGUUUUGUAAAAGUGGUAUGCACAGCACCAAGAGGUUAGUGGAUAGUUGUGCACAGCAAUGAUUGUCUAGAUCAGGGUGGUACAAAUUUUUAUACCAAGUGGACCACAAGAGUAUUUUGACAAGGAGUCUGCGUGCCACAUACAGCCUUGUUGUGCUGGGGAGGGGGAGGAAAUGAGCCCAAAAUUUUAUGCCCUUGUACUACCUUCCCAAAGUUGGCUAAACAACUGCUUUGGGAAGGAGGCACAAGGCUCUGACAGGGUCCUAGAGCCCUCCCAUUUCUUUCCCAAAGCUAGGAAAGCACUAAUUAGGCUUUGGGAAGGAGGAAGGAGGACUCUGGGACCCUGUCAGAGUCCUUACGCCUCCUUCCCAAAGUCUAGCACCUCCCUUAUUUAGCUUUGGGAAAGCAGUGCAAGGGAGUGGCUCAAACAUUGCUGAGGGCCACCAGAAAAGGCAUUGAGGGCCACAUGAGUCCCAUGGGCCGUGCGUUGGACCACCCUGGUCUAGAUGCUGUAGUCCCCCUUUCCGUCUCCCUCUGAAUCAGUUUUACAAUGGCAUAUAAAUGGGUUGUGCUUUUAAAAACUAAAAAUAAAAAUGUGCCAUUUGGAACUUUCCCCUUAAGCCACACCAAUGGGGUGUGUGUGCGUGGAGGGGGUUAUCAUGGCAAGGGAAGAAAAUUAUAAUUCAUCUCAUGCUGUGCUCCCAAUAACCCCCCCUUCCCUUACACACAGCUGUAAUUAAUUACAGAAAAUGAGGAGGCAUAACUGCAUGCUAUUCAUUAACCAUAACAUGUAGUGUGAACCUAAGAUUCUGCUGGAAUAAUACAGUCAGAGCUGGGAAUGAUCAAAAGGCAUCGGCAUGGCACAACUGAGUUGCAGAUUAAGCCCACAGUAUGUACUGAGUUGGGAACUGAAUCUUAUGACUUGCCUAAUAUGUAUUAAAUUUUAAGAAUUUCUAAUCUUGUAGAAUUCUGGGAGCAGAACAUUUCAUAACAAAAAAGUACACAUUUGCAAAAUACGGUAUGAAAAACAUGCAAUCUGAGUAACUGGGAGAUCUAAUGUUUGUGUUCUGUAGGUUUCAAAUCCAUUAAAAAAAAGGAUUCUGCCUGUUUUCCUUUGACAAAUUUGAAAUGUGUGCUUCAGCUGCUACAGGAAUAAGCAGGCAGUUCUAAGUCAAACAUACGAAACUUGGCUAAUAGCAACACUCCAGCUUGGGAUAUGGACAGAAAUAAUCUCAUCUCUCUUUCUGGCCUCAGUGCCAAUGAGGGGUCCCUGGCAAAACAUUUCAGAUGAGCAACAGCUAAAGCUGUCAGGCAGAACAGUCCAAACGGAGAAUCUGUUGCGCUGGAGGGCUUUGGAUGAAGCAGAGGUGUUUUGCUAGCCUCUGUAUAAUUGCAGGAGGGAAGCCCGCUGGCGAGCACCUCAGUGUACUCACCCAAAUAGCUGGUGAGUGAAAGCUACCACCAGUAGUAUCCCUGCUGGCAGUAGCCAGCAGAGAACCCCAAAAUGGGUGUUUCAGGGUGGGAAGCAGGGCUGGCACAAUAUCUAUGAGAACCCUACUGUUGUCAUGUGACAGCACAGAGUCCAAUUUGGUCCUCCUUACCAUGCCAGCCUGCAACUUGGUCAGUAGAGGGGCAUUUUAACCCUUUCCAUUCCCUUCUCCACCUCCCAUCCUGGCUGGCACGAGCGCUGGGGCUGUAAAUGUGACACUGCCUGCAGCGCUCCAUUAAGCUCUGCUGCUGCUGCUAGAGGUGUGGGAUUAAUUGUCCUCCUGUGAUACUGUGGGUCUUCAAGAGGCGAGUUUGGGAAUGUUUUUCUUGCAGGAUUGGAAAAUAUUCAGGCUCUGGCCAGCAAACCCAAUAGCUCUUCCCCUGUCCCCCAUUUAUACAAUAUUCACUCUUUAUGGAUAGAUUCUAUAAAGUCCUUUGGACAGAAAUUGAGAGGCUGUCAAUUUCACCAGCCCAUGUAUAGUUAUCCUACAAAAUCCAGAGCUGCAGAUGAACCACACAAUCUUUUUAGUUCCUGACAGAUGCUGGAAUUUCCCCCCUGGGGUGGUGGGGGUGUCAUCCAAUGCUGACUUCCUCUGCAUUUUGAUAUCAGUCUCCAAAAGGUCAUGCAAUACAUCGGCCAAGGUGUUGGAUACACUCUGAGAUCAGUCCAUCACAAUUGCCAGAUUGGCGACAAGUUUUCCAUUGAUGGAGCAUUCUUUUUAUCUUGGCAUGUCUAACAGCAAUUUUCUCUGGUCCAUGCAUGUAUCUGUCCCCAGCCCUUGCAGGGUAAUCUUCCCCCCUUUCCUCGCAACCUGAAUUAUACAGGACUAGGUAAAGAAAAACCAGAUUCUGCCACUAAAGCUUUUUUAAAAAUAAUAUUUAUUACUUUUCCAACAAUUUAAACACAUAAAAAAAGAAAAAGAAAAGAGAACAAUGCAAUACAGUACAAAAACACUACAUAACACAUUAAACUGACAAAACAAAACAAAAACAGUUUUUAAAAAAUCAAACAAUUUCAAUAUCUUAUCUUUCAUUCACUUAUUUCCGUGACCUCCUCACACCUCCCUUUUUGUAUUCCACUUCUGUUGAUUGUUUCAGCAAUUCCUUUCCAUCUUCCUCUGCUUUCUAUCCUUUAAUUGUCUUAACAGAUUCUAGCCUUAUUUUUCCCUUUGAUACUCUAUUAAUCUAUUUAUACUUAAUUCCUUAUAACAUUUCUACUAAAGCCAUAUAACUUCAUUCCAACAUUUUUCUAACAUUCAUUAAUUUUACAAUAUUUCUGUAAAUAGUAUUUAAACUUUUUCCAGUCUUCUUCCACCGACUCUUCUCCCUGGUCUCGGAUUCUGCCAGUCAUUUCCGCCAAUUCCAUAUAGUCCAUCAACUUCAUCUGCCAUUCUUCCCGAGUGGGUAAAUCUUGUGUCUUCCAAUACUUUCGCAAUGAGUAUUCUUGCUGCUGUUGUUGCAUACAUAAAAAAAGUUGUAUCCUUCUUUGACACCAAUUGGCCAACCAUGCCCAGGAGAAAGGCCUCUGGUUUCUUCAGAAAGGUAUAUUUAAAUACCUUUUUCAUUUCGUUAUAGAUCAUCUCCCAGAGUUUCUUAAUCCUUGGGCAUGUCCACCAAACGUGAAAGAAUGUACCUUCAGUCUCAUUACAUUUCCAACAUUUAUUGUCGGGCAAAUGAUAAAUUUUUGCAAGCUUGACUGGUGUCAUGUACCACCUAUAAAUCAUUUUCAUUAAAUUUUCUCUUAGGACAUUACAUGCCGUGAAUUUUAUACCUGUGGUCCAUAACUGUUCCCAGUCAGCCAUCAUUAUGUUAUGUCCAACAUCUUGUGCCCAUUUAAUCAUAGCUGAUUUCACCAUUUCAUCCUGAGUAUUCCAUUUCAACAGCAAGUUAUACAUUCUUGACAGAUUCUUGCCACUAAAGCUAACCAUGCCCAGGUGCAGAGGAAAAUCUUAAAAUGCUGGUGCUGAAUAGAAUUCAAUGCUAGCUCCAGGUGGGCCUGGCUUGAGAAAGCCCAUGGGUGGACGGGACAACCAAAAAGGCCCUUUCCCUAAACCUAAACCUACCCGUUUCUUCCAGGGGGAGCACACUAAAGAUGACUUCAGUUAACAUGUGUAGAGUCUGGAUAUCUUCUUGUUGGGAAAGGCAGUCAGUAAGGUACUGUGAUCCAUUCUUGACACAGUGCAUAAACUAUGGCUGAAGUAGCCCGUGAGGUACUCUUCAGCUUCUGUUAGCAUGACAAGUGGAAAGGGAUGAUGGAAGUUGUACUCCAACAUCUGGAGUGCACCACAUUGGCUAACUAGAAGCUGCAGUAGGCUGCCAACCUAGCUUACUUUAAAAAGGGAUUAGACAAAUUCAUGGAGGAUAGGGCUGUCAACAACUAGUCAUGAUGGCUGUGUGUCUAAUACUUCAAAUAUGGCAGUUGUUGGGCACAUGAGUGGGAGCGUGGCUGUUGCACUCAUGUCAUGUGUGCAGGCAUCUCAUAAGCAUCUUGUUGGCCAAUGUGAGAGCAGGAUGCUGGACCAGAUACGCCUAUGGUCUGAUCCAGCAGAGUUCUGCUUAGGUUUUUAUGACCUGCUUAUGUGUAAUACAUUUCACUUGGCAGCUUUCAUAUUUCCUGUGUUUAAUUAAAAUACUGUACUCAUGUUUGGGUUUUUGCUGAUAUCCCUCUUUUACAUAGUAAUUUUCAUGUACAUAUUAUUCAGAAACCAAUCCAAGGCUCAAACUGCUGGUGCACACGCAACAUAUUUUACUUCCUUCCUUAGUACUUGAGUUGCACUGCUUCUGUAUGGCAACCUUUACUUGAAUGCUAUUUUAAUACUUUUUUCUUGAGAGCCACGCCACUUUUUGUAGAACACAAUAUACAAAUAAGGGAAGACAGUGACAUGCUUGUUUGUUCUAGAGGUAUUUCUUGAAUAGGGCUACCAUGUUCUGCUUCGAAAAAAGGCAUGUGGGCUUUGGAAUUGAGAAGUCGCAAUGGCCAACCAGAUGCUCAUAUGAAGCCAGAAAAGGAGGACAUGAUUCUAGCCUUGUCCUCCAUGAAUUUGUCUAACCCUCUUUUAAAGCCAUCCAAGCUGAUGGCCAUCACUGCCUCCUGUGGGAAGGAAUUCCAUAGUUUAACUAUGUGAUAGUAUGUGACAAUAGUAGGUAUGGUGUUUGCCCUCCUAGGUGUGUGACCUCAUACUGGGUUCAUAGGGAAAGGGUUAACUAAUUGUAAAAUGACUAACCAAUGGGAACCCAGGGGGCAGAGUUUACUGCGUAUAAGGUUUAAGCACAGAGGGGGUUUUAGGGAGUUAGAGUUGUUGAGAAGACAGUCUGGAGUUAGGAGAGACGGAGAAGAUAAGUCUGUGGGUUGGGCUAGUCUGGUGUGAGAGAGUGAGAGACUUUGUUAAGAGGAGUCAGUCAAACAGUUGAGAUAAUCAGCCAGGAGGUAUUAGGAAGGUAUAGGCCAGUAAGGAAACUAAAGUUAAGAUACUGACAGGAAUAUUAUCUGAGAAACCAUAAACUUGUUAAUGUUUGUAAAAUAAACCUUUUUUUUUGGUUCACUUUUAACAAAUGAGUGGACUCAGUGUUUUACCAGAAAGUAACUGGUUGGUGGCAGCGGGAGAGCAAGCACAGUGGUGGCACAGAGAUCAGUAGACCGUUAAACGUCCGGGGACCCUGUGUGAUCGCCACAGUAGGCUUUUCUGCUUGAACAGGGAAGUCAUUCAAUCUGUUCAUGGCCACAAACUUCCCAUAGGCAUUUUGUCAGCCUGUGUGGGGAACAGGAUUCUAGACUAGAGACAUCUUUGGUCUGAUCCAGCAGUGCUCUUACUGUGUUGUUAUGGAUCCCUUUAAACGUUCAGGGUAAUAAGCUUUUUCGGGCAGCAUCCUUGUUGUGCAGCUUCAUCACCUAGUGUCUAUAUUCCGUAAGAGGGGAAUGGUUUUGAAUCGGCAAAUGACAGGAAGGAAAUUCUGCCCCCCCUCCCCUUUUCUCCAUUUCUAAUUGUGGCCUCCAGCUGCUACUGUUCAUUUUUUUUUAAAAAAAAGAGUUGGGGGAAAGUUGCACGAUGAGAGAGAGUGACACAAGCAAAGGCAUUCCAAAGCUUUGUGGUGCUGUGGGAAAUAAUAAUGAACUGCCUCAUAGAGUUGUCAUAGAAUUGUAGAGUUGGAAGGAACCAUGAGGGUCAUCUAGUCCAACCCCUUGGAAUGCAGGAAUCCUUUGGCCCAACGUGGGGCUCAAAUCCACAACCUUUAGAACAUGCUCUACUGACUGUGCCUCAGGCAAAUAAAUUGCUAACUGGAAAGUAAAGCAGUUCACCCCUCCACUCAGAAUGCAAAAUAUUCCUUAAAGCUUGCAUCAUAAAGACCACAUUCAAAUUGCCACUAAAGUCAGAUGAAAAAGUGUUAUUUUAUUUGUUUAAACAUGUGUAAAUGUGCUUGAAUACUUUUUUAAGUUCUGAAAGAUAAUAAUUUUGGCUUUGUUUAUUGGGUGAACACAAUCACCUGGCUAUGGGUUAUUUUUUUGUUUGUUUUUAGUAUCUAAUAUGGCAAAAGAGCUGGAGCCUAGUGUUGUAUGUAAUUUCUUUAAAAGGUGCUGUGAAACUCUAUAGCUCUAUUUGUAAAAUAACCCCCCCUUUUCAAACUGGUCAGUGGGGACAUUAUAGGCACACUCUCAGGUUAACAGGCUUGAGUGUUCCUUUGCCGUUACCCUUUCAUGUUCAUAAUACAUUAUGGCAUCCGUGUGACAAGGUGCUUUUAAGCAUGACACUGGGCUAUUUAGUUUUACAGACCUGUGAAGUUCUGCAUUUUUCUGAUACUUUUGCUUUGCUCAUCCAGUCAUCAGUGUGUGGUGCAACCUGUAGCCUAGACACUUAGAUGCUAAGUGAAAGAGUUUUUGUUCAGCUACAUCUGCAUCUGGAAAGUGAUGCUUCGAUACAGACCUUUGACUUUUCCAGGUGUAAGGCCUUUAUUAACUAUAAGAACAUAGGAAACUGCCUAAUUCUGACUCAAACUGUUGGUCCAUAUCGCACAACAUUGUCUAUAAUGACUGACAGUAGCUCUCUAGGGUUUCAGGUAGGAAACAUUCCCAGACCUACCUCGAGAUGCUAGCAGUUGAACCUGACAUCUUCUGAAUGUCAGGCAGAUGAUCUACCACUGACCUAUGUCAUUUCCCCCAGUGAGUAACUAGUUAGAGGCAAUGUAGGUACUCAACCUUUCACCCUUUUGUGACUGUUAUCAUCACCAUUCCACAAUGGAAAUUGUUUAUUUCUCUUUCACAUAUCCAUACUCAUUAGUCAUCUCAUCCAACAAUGAGUUGGUCAGCCAGGGCCCUGUUGCUUAAGAGACAAAGAAACGGAACACUGUGUAACAUUACUGCUGAGUAGGAGUGGCUCACUUUGUUUACUCUACUUAGUAUAUACAGGUGUUGGUUUCUGAGACUGAAAGUGCAUAUGGAAGGGAAGAUACUUCAUGUUGACCUUGGAGAGGGUAUGCACCUGUUUUGAGUAUGGUUAGCUGGUCUAAGGGAAAGAUACGUAGCUUAUGUUCUAUGUAUGGGUAGGGAUGUUGCUGGGCUGAACUCUCAUCAUUCCUGACCACUCACCAUGUUGACUGGGGCUGAUGGUAAUUGGUGUCAAACAAUAUCUGGAAGUCUACAGGUUCCGCACACCCAUCUAAUUGGCUAUAAAGUAAGAAGUUUGCCCCAAUUUGUACCCCCCCCAUUAGAUUAAGUUGCAAUGUGAUUCUGUGAUUAUCUAAUGGGUCUAAUAUGCGAUGAAUCACACCAGAUCUGUUUGCUGAAUAUAUUUCUUUAGAUAUCUGCUCAAAGGAUCGUCUUUGUUUUUCUUCUCCCCCUGGGUAUAAUACUGUGUUCAGAGGAAUGUUUUCUUUGAAUGGUAGCCCUUCUGGGAAGAAAAACAAAAUCUUGUAUAACUUUUUCAAGCAUGAGAUUAGUCAGAGAUAAUCAGAAAGCAACUUGUUUAAGGGAGCUUCCAGACUGUCAGUGCUUUGCAGGAGUGAUUCAAGUGCAUACUGACCUGGAGUGUUAGUUUUUUCUCGUUUGAAGCGGGAUAAAGUGCUCUGUUGCCCUAGUGCAAUAAAUUCACUUUAAAAAUUGACCUUUUUUGGUUAAGAAAGUGAUAAGGAAAUGCACUGAAAAAUGUGAGAUGGACAAAUGGCUGACGUGUAAUCACACCACAAACAAAUCAGGAUGAAUGUAGGUUGAACAUUCAUUGUCAUAUAGCCACCCCAUAAAAAUUUCAGAAUGAAUGCUCAGUAAAGAUUGGACAUAGUCUAACCACCACAUAAACUAUGUGCAAGCAAAUUAGGAUGAAUACUGAAUAAACAGGUUGCCUGGAAGGAGCCCUAAGCAAAACCAGGUUAGCAGCAACAUUGUUUAGAAGUAAGAUAUAAGUAACUUGUGCAGUUGUUUAGCUGAGAAGGAAUCAAUGAGUUGUUGGUCAAACAAAGUCCAGGUCCAGCCUCUCUCCUUAGAUCAGCUGUCCCAAAGCUAUGCUUUAGUUUAGGAGAGACGAUUGCUAAGCAGCUCUGCUUGCCAUCAUUUGGAGCUGCUUCCAGGCAAAGACAACUCUAAUUGAUCUAUGCAUAACUGUGAAAUUCAUUGGAGGCUUCUGAAUUGGCUCCUAAGGGGACAUCUCUGCAAUCAGGUUCCUGCUUCAGCUAUGUUGGAACAAUGGUUUAGAAGAUGGCUCCUGUUUAAAGAUUAGCAACACCAUGCUGGCUUACUCUGAGCAGCUUCUCCCUACUGAUUGCAAAUACAACUUUGCAGGUUGGAUACAUAUCCGGUUGUAUUAAUCCCUGCAAGUUCACUUAUUUUUCCUGGUUAGUUUAUGGACAAUUCUGUGUUGUCUUUGUAUCUCAGGUUGCAACACAGGAGCCAACUCCUAGGGGCCAAGGUAGCUUCACACACACCCUAAAAUAUUUGAGGAGGGCACCGCCUGCAAAGUUAAUAGGCAUCGCCAUUCAAACGGUAUGCAUGUGAUAGAUUAUUCAGGGUGGGGCUUACCUGCCCUCCACCAUAUUUUAUUCAAGUUGGAACCCCUGGGUUGCUACAUUCUUUGCAUUUUAAUCCAUGGUCCAUUGCCUACCAUGUAGUCAUAAUGGUGUUUCGUUUUGUGUAAUUGAAUUUUCUCCAGACUCUGACAAAUUUGAAGAAUCUUGACAUUCCACAGCAGCUGUGGUGCAAGGUGGAUAUGUAUGUCACAGGGACAGGGAAUCCUUUUAAGCCUGAGGGCUAUCAUUUCCUUGUGGAUAACCUUCUGGAGGCCAGCAGAAAAAAUGAGCAGAGCAACAUAUGUGAUUCUUACCUUUGUAUAGUAGGGUACAAUCUAUACAAGCAAAAGUCAGAAUUUCCACAGGGAGGCAAGAGGCAUUAUGACAGUUCAAUGACACAUUCUAGUCAGUCAAACUCACUCAAGAAAGAUGUGAAGCAGGACAAGUGAGGGGGUAUGAUGACCUGGCAAGGCGGCAUGGCCUGCAGAGAGUCCUGAGGGCCGUAUAAAGAGGUCUGGAGAGCCUGAGCUUCCCCACACUUGAUAAGUCAGCUCAAUUGAAUUUAGUACUGCGUGAUUGUUUCUGUUCCUAUUCAAUUCUGAAUUAGGGGGAGCUGUGCUUGGUCUUUUGCAGUGAAUUCCAAAGUACUGUCUAUUCGAGAGUUGUAGUUAGACGCCUUGAUGUUAUUUUUAGAUUUUUUUCUUUUUUGUUCUUGCCUACACCCACCUUCCAACUAACUUAAAUUGCAUCCUGCCUGCAACAUAUAUAAACAUUUUAUUGGGAGGGGGGGCCAGAAAGUGGAGUGAUGUAACAUCAAGAAAACAAGUAAAAAGAGAGUGGGGGAAAUCUGCUAUUGAUUUUCGCAUGAGAUGGAGAUGGGAGUCUUUAUAUGCAAAACUGCCUUCCGUAUAUGGUAUUCCUGUACCAUAAGAGAAAAACUGUGAGAAUACUUUUGGACUGGACAGCUAGGCACUCCCUUCGCCAUCUUCACCUCACCUUUUAGGUGAUGAGCUCUGACAUCAGAAGGUCCCAGGCUCAAUCUCUGGCUUCUCUAGUUGAAGGGAUCUCUAGCAGCCGGGGCUAAGAGAGACCUCUGCCUAAGACCCUGAAGAGCCACUAGUCUUAGGUGAACUAAUGGUCUGAACUGGUAGGAGGCAGGUGUAUGUUAGUGUGGCAGUGGAACACAAGAUUCUACUGCUUCUUCUUUUUUAACCCUUGAGAUCAGUGGUUCCCAAACCAUUUUUUCCCAUGGACAUUUUGAGAUAUAGCUUUCUAGAGCAAAAAUAGUCAAGUGUUGUCCAUUGAGUCUCUGAGAUAAUGGCAGCAUGUUGUACCUGGGCAAGGUUCUGUCUUACAGGAGCGUUAUAGGGUUUUGUGCAUGAGUUAGGUUGCCACCAUGUCUCCUGGGACAGAAGAAGAAUUGUUUUUAAAACUUGAGCUCAUAAAGAAAGGUGCAGACAGGCCUGCAAAUUUUCAAAAUACUAGCAGGAAGAUUUUCAGGUUACCCUGUCCUAGAGAUUCCUAGACCUUUAUUUGUUUUAAGAGUGCAACCCCGCCCUGCAUAUUUAACAAACAGCAAGCCAGUUUAUAAAAAUAUUUAGAAAUACAAAAGGCCUAAUAGUGUUUGUUUCUUGUUGCAGUAUAAUUAUUGGGUCAGAUAAUAUAAGUAUUAGAAUAAUACAGAUGAUGUUCUUAAAAGUGCUUGAAAGUUCAUUUUGUUUUCAUAUUGCCAAUAUUAGAUCUAAAAUGCCACUGCCUUAAUUCACUUUGCAAACCUUGGCACGCUUAUGCUGGCUAUUGCAAGAAGCACUUCUGUGGUUUAUCAACUCAGUUUUGACUUGUUUUUGUUGAGUUUUGGUUGCUAACCACUAUUUAGGAAACAUAGUGUCAGAAAUAAAUUUUUUGUAACACCCAGUGUGCCAUAAUGGUUCUUAACUGUGGUAUGAUGUGUGUCAACCUUGGCAAGUAUUAGAAGAGGCUAUAUUUUUUGAACUAAGGACUGAAGAAUCAGCACCAUUUUUCAUAGCGGGAAAGAGGCACUGGCUUGCGAGGGUGAUAUGGGGGGGGGGGGGAGAUGUCUCUCGUGCGAUGUUGCAACGUCUAAUAUGUGAGCAUUGCUCCUUCCUUCCAAAGCCAGGCAGAAGCUUUCCAGGCUUUGGGAAGGUGGUGCCAAGCCUCUGAGAGGGUGGGCUUUGUGAAGGUGGCAUAAAGGCUCUUGGACCAUUUAAGGAACUUCCCUAACCCCCCUAGUCCACUGACCGCACACCACUGUUGGCUACACUCCUGUAUGACACAAAUCUUUGCUGUUCCCUGUUAUGCACGUCAGCAAUGGUUUUCCACAGUGCCGUCAACUUUUUAUACACCUCAGUGAUGUCUGAACUAAGGCAGCCAGCCAAAGUGCACAAAUAAAAAACGUUGUUUUUAAAGGGGGCAGAAGGGGAAAGAGCUCUUUCUGGAUGUCUUAUGCAGAAGAAAGCAGCUUUUGUGCUAUAUUGGGAGCCUUUUGUAUGGAGGUUAAAAUGAAAAGGGGGAAAUUUGGAGGCUAAAAUGAGCCUACAAACCCCCAGUCAGCUAUUCAUUUUUUAAAUACACUUUUAUAAUCUUUUAAAUAAUAAUAAUAAUAAUAAUAAACCACUCAUUCAUUCAAACAUGGAUUCUCCCAAAACAUCAGUGUAGUAUUUUCAAGGAAAAAACCAAUAAAAAUCAAUAUAAUAUCUGAGAGGUAAUACAUCAAAUAUAUUCAACCAGCUAAAACAAUACAGUAAAUAGCUUGGGCAAUUAAUUGGGUACCAAAAAGAAACAGUGAGACUACUUGUCUUACCGCCUUCAGGAGGGUAUUCCAAAGUCAAUCACUAAAAAGGCCCUGUCCUUCCUAACCACCUUUCCUAGAGAUAGAACUUGGAAAAGGGCCUAAUCUAAGGUCUUCAUGUGAGGGGCAGAUAGAUAUGGGGUGGGGGGAGGUGUUCAAGUGAUUUAAACCUUCAAAGGUACUUAAAAUACUUGGAACUGGGCUUGAGAAUAAAAUGACAUCCAAUGUACUGUAAUUCCUUCAGUAUAUUUGCUGCAUAGCUCCCAUCUAGACCAAGGUGGUCCAACUUUUCAUACCAAGGGGGCUGCAAGAUUACUUUGACACAGAACCUGUGGGCUGCAUACUUCCUUGUCAUGUGUGCACGCAUAGUGGUGGUGGUGGGAGAGCGAGCCCUACAUCCUAGUCCUCCUGCUGUAUUCCUAAAGCUGGCUGAGUGAGGCACUGGGCUUUGGGAAGGAGGUGUGAGGCCUCUGGCAGGGUCCUAGAACCCUCCCAUCACCUUCCUAAAGCUAGGAACUCUGGCAGCAGAAUUCCACACUAACUGCACUUCUUAACCAUUUUUAAGGGCGGCCCCACAUGGUCCUACUUGGAGGUUAACAAAGCAUGGAUUGCUGCAGCCAGGCUAUCCUAGUUGAAGGAAAGGCCCAGCUAACGAACCAGCAUAAGCUGGCUAAGGUCUCUAGUGACAAUACUGGAUCAAUAAGCAUCCCUAAGCUGCAUUUCUGCUCCUUCAAGAGGGAACACAAGCUCAUUCAGCACAUGCACAGCCCAUUUCUGAUCCCAGGAAUGAUCAAUUCACAGUGCAUUCAUCUUAUCAGGAUUCAUCUUUAGUUACUGGCCAGUUUUUGUUGUUGCUUAGUCAUUUAGUUGUGUCCGACUCUUCGUGACCCCAUGGACCAGAGCACGCCAGGCACUCCUGUCUUCCACUGCCUCCUGCAGUCUGGUCAAACUCAUGCUGGUAGCUUUGAGAACACUGUCCAACCAUCUCAUCCUCUGUCGUCCCCUUCUCCUUGUGCCCUCCAUCUUUCCCAACAUCAUGGUCUUUUCCAGGGAGUCUUCUCUUCUCAUGAGGUGGCCACAGUAUUGGAGCCUCAGCUUCAGGAUCUGUCCUUCCAGUGAGCACUCAGGGCUGAUUUCCUUCAGAAUGGAUAGGUUUGAUCUUCUUGCAGACCAUGGGACUCUCAAGAGUCUCCUCCAGCACCGUAAUUGAAAAGCAUCAAUUCUUCGACGAUCAGCCUUCUUUAUGGUCCAGCUCUCACUUCCAUACUGGCCAGUUACUGAGCCCAAACAGCAGUUUAGCACCUCCCAAUGCAUGGUGGUGACAAAAGUUCCCAUAAAUGCUCAUCUUUGAAAAUGUUGCUUGCUCAGUACUGUUUUCCGACUUUUUUUUUCUUUGUUUCUAAAGUAUUUGUAGUAACAGUAAAACUAAUAUAGUUUUCUUCCCAGAAAACCGAGGGGUUUAGUUAUAGAUAAUCUGAAUCUGGGUAUCCAAUUUGCGUCUUUUGAAAAAGGAGAGAUGAUGGCCGUUUGAGCUAUCACCCUUGGAAGCCAGCUCCUAUACCUUAAUGAGAAUCCACACAGCUUUUAUUACUUGGCCACAAAUAAUGGGCCUAAUGCUUGUUGGCUUUAAAACACCUAUGAGUAGCACUGCUUUCUCUCUCCUGCCUGUGCACUGUCUCCCUCUUGCAAAAUAUAAGACAAGGCCAAAGCUUAAAUUAAAAUCCUCAGGUUCUUAUCUCCUUCCCACAGGAAAGCAAAUCUGUGUUGAAAACCGUAAAAUUAAGAGGAGAGCAAGGAUAGCAUAAUUUAGCAAAAAUUCAUGGCAGAAGAUUCUGAGCCUAUAUGACUGGAGGGAUAGGUCAGACAUUAAGAUGAUACCACUUGCUAAAGCAGGCUCCUUAAGGUGGUGCUCUGAAAACAAGGGAAAGUAUGCAAGGGGGGGGGGAGGAAACACACAAAGAAAAAAAAUAUGACUCUGGCUUUGUGUUCGUUCGUUCUAAACUAGAAAGGCUUAUUAUACACAGACACUUCUCCUGCGCUGUAUUUUUAAAUAUGGGCCAACAAAUUCUGAUCAUAUUAGCAUUUGACUAAAUCUGGAUCAGUUUCCUCUUUCCUUAGCUCCCAAUAUUUUACAUUAUUUGAAGUUCUUUUUAAGCCGUAUCUGCAUUUUGAUCUGAACCCUCCCUUCCCUGUACAACCAUCCGUCGUGAUCUUAAAUUUAUGAGCAAAAAAAUAUUGCUUAAGGGGGAUCCAGUAGGAGUCUCGUAAAAAUACGCUAAGGUUUCUUUCUUGAUAGCAUAGUGCCCAUCUACAGAAAAAGAGAAAAUUAAACUACAGAACAUGGUGUAAUAAUGCAAAUGAGUCUCAAACAUUUCUGUGUUUUGCAUAGACUUAGCCUGUGGGGAGAAAAUUAGGAAUUAUUCUGGUAACUCCAGCAUUUUUUUCAGCUUGAGGGGAUUUCUGCAUGUAGUAGUGGGAUAUCUUGAUUUUUUUAUUUAAAAAAUGCUUUGCUAAUUUCUAGCAAAUACUGGAUACAGUUUUGUUACAUGAGCUUUGUUUUACCUUAACAUCCAGGGUAGCACUACUCUGAUAGAACUGACUAUGAUUCAGUAAUGUGGUGGUGGUGGUUUUUUAGCACACUUCCAUUAUUAUUCUUUUUGUUAGAUAUGAAAUAGACACCCCCUCGUCCCCACAGCAUUGUAGUAUCACUUUCAGAGUAACCUAACUUUGGGGUUACUUGCAAUUUGGGAGUGGGAUGGUCUAAAUGAAAAUGAAGCAGUAUUGGGAAUCUUCAUAUCUACCAUCAGAAUACACAGAUGAAAUUGUACUGCAUGACUUGAUAAAAUAUGAUGUCUGUGGAAGAAGAUGCACUUGAUGAGAUUGCAUUGAGAAGGGGACUUGCCUUGGAGAGUAGGUCUAUGAACGAUGGUGGUGGGCAGAUUAAAUGUAGAGAGGCAGUAGUGAAUAUUACUUUACCAGCGCUAUAGAAGUCUGCCUUUCAUUGUAUGUUAUCAAAAUAACAAUAAUAUACAUGUCUUUAACAAUUUUUUUAAAAAGCUUGGUACAGAUUAUCCUUAGGCACUGGAAACAUAAAAUAAGGUGAUGACAGACACCAGCACUGCAUCUGUAUCAAGGGUGGGAUACAUGUGACCACCCAGAUGUUUCUGUACUCUCAAUUCCCAUCCGCCCCAGCUAACAUGACCAUUAGCCAGGGAUGAUGGGAGUUGUAGUCCUGACAACAUUUGCCGGACUGCAGGCUCCCCACCCGGGAUCUCUAUGAAUGACUGCAGUGAGACUUAAACAUUCCCAUGUUUAAUGCUGAAAAUGUCAUGGCAGAGCCCAGAUAGAAAAUAACGGGUGCUCCAACCUGACGGUCACACUGUUUACACCAGUUGUUGUUUACUGCUAGAUCCCUGGCUGCAUCUCUGACAUUUUUACCAUAAUACAUCAAUUAAUACAUAUUCCCAAAGAGGUGGGCAGCUCCUCAUACCUGCCCUUUUGAACUGUAGUGGAUAAUAUGCCCAUCCUGCUGUUUGGUGGCUUCCCACCUCCCCCACAACCCGGUGAUGAGAAUAUUGCUGUGUGUGAAGCAGGCCUCUAUGCCUUCUGACCAAUCGCAACGAAUGCUGCCCCAGCAGCCAUUAGUUAUAGCUAGCACACCGUGCGUUUUCAGUCCCAGGUAGAUUGCAAAACCAGAAGGAAAGUCACCUUAAAAGGCUAGUGGAGUAAAUGUUGUGCGGAUCUGGGUGGAGUAAGGAGAUUGUGGAAAACUUGUCUAGUCCGGUGACCUGAAGGUGUGCUCUGUGUGUGUGGGGGGGUGUUGUUUAAACUGUCACCUUUAUGUACAUUUAACUGCUUGGUUAUUUAAAAGCUAGGCAGAUAAACAUGCUAAAAAAAAACCCUCACAAAAACGUGACAAGGCCUACUUAAAAUAAAAUUAAAAAUUGCUACCAAUGCUUUUUUGUUUUUUGUUUGCAGUCCAACAAAGUACCGGUGGUGCAGCCUUCCCAUGCGGUCCACCCUCUCACCCCACUUAUCACCUACAGUGAUGAGCACUUUUCUCCAGGGACGCAUCCAUCACACCUCCCCUCAGACGUCAACUCAAAACAAGGUGAGAGGCCUUAAUUUAUUUGCAGGCGUUCGGCAGAAUAACCAACCACGUUUUGCCCUUAGCUCAGGGAUGCUAAAGGCAACAGUUAUUCCGUCCUAAAAUAUAUCUUCAUCAAGGAGCCAAAUGCCUAGGUUUUCCUGGUUCGCUUUUGUGGAAAUAACCGCAAUUGAAGUCCUUGGCGCCCCCUGCCAUUUUACCAGUGUAGUACAUACAUUCUAAAUUACCAGUGCAUUAGGAGGUACUUUCCCCCAAUUGACUUCUGAUAGGUGAAAGGGGGAUGCUAUGAACCUUUCUUAAUGACUAACCAAAUUCUGUUUUAAAGUUUAGAUUAGGCUUCCUUUAGAGGAAACCAAGAGGCUGUUCAACCUGAAGCUUUCCCUUUCAUCCAGCUUUUUCAUCUGCAUUUGAAUAAAUAAUAGCCAUUUCUUACUUGGUCGGUUGGUUUUCUGAAAGUUUGGCUUGGACACUAAACUUAAUUACAGAUAUUACGACAGAAUUUUAAAUGCUGUUUAUGGUGUGCUUUCAGAAUAUGAAAGUGAUCUUGCAUUAUUAUGUGUGUAUUUGCUUUCGGUUACCAGAAUUUUUAGCUUUGCUUCGUAAUAAAAAUUUCAUAUGUGUGUGUGUGGUUUUUUCCUUUAAAGAAGAAUUCCCCAAGUUUUUCUUACAGUAAUGUAUGAAGUUUCUAAUGGAUAAAAAUGUAGAGGCUGUAUGUGCCUAGUUGAGUGGUAGAGCAUUUGCUUUGUGUCCAGAAGGUCUCAUUUUCAAUCUUCAACAUCUCCAGGUGGGGCCAGAAAGUUCCUCUGUACAAAACACUGAGCAGUCACAGCCAGCCACUGUAGACAGAAUUGAGCUGGACAGACCAAUGGACUGACUCAGUAUAAGGCAGCUUCUGUUGUUCCUGUAUUUUAUUGCCUAGACUGCUGGAGCGUAGUUGUUGCUCCUUUGAAUUUUGGAGUGCAAGAGACAGCUUAGCUGGCUUCAGUAGUGGCCACUGCAUUGAUAGGCCACUCUGCAAUCGUUGCUGGUGAUAUCUACUGUUCCAAUUGCUUAGAAUCUAGUAGAAUAUACAUAGGUUAGAGUGGUUGUGACAGUUUAGGCUUGGUAGACCAUGCUAUGUUCGACAGUGCCGUUUCUGAAAACAACUGAAAAAUCUAUGGUGAGAGGGAAGAAGGACCUAGAAAUAAGGUGCUGUUGGCUCUUUCGUGUCUCCUAGGCAAUGUUGUGUCCCAUGAUGUGGUCCUGUCCAAACAUGCCAUUUUGGAAAGAAGUGACCAACCACAUAAAUGUGGUUUUGGACAUAUCCCUGAUCCUCUCAGAUGUCGACAUGUUGCUGAAUUAUAUACCAACCCAUUGGAAUUUAACCAAACGGCAAUGAGAUUGGCUGUUGCAUGCACUCGCAGUGGCUAAAUGCUUAACUGGAAGGAAACUUCUUCUCUCCCUCCUCUCCAUCAUAGAAUGGACAGAAAAUAUGAUCCAACUGGCUGUUUAUCAGAAAGAGCCUUCUGUUAGCAGGAAAAUGAUGGGAAAAACUCAGUUAUAUGGACCCUCUACACAGACUUGUUUGCAUAAACAAUGGAUGCUGGGGAAGUUUGGGAUGAUAAUCUAAUUCUCUCUCCCCUCUCUUCACAUUGGUACAUAAUGAUUGCUCAUUGUAAACUUCUUUAAUUAUAAAUGUUCCUUGUAUUUGUGAAAUUUGUAUUUGUCCCCAUUCUAUAUAUAAUAAUAAUAAUAAAUUUUAUUUAUAUCCCGCCCUCCCCAGCCGAAGCUGGGCUCAGGGCGGCUAACAACAAUCAAAAUAAUCCAACAUUCUAAAAACAUUCAUUAUAAAAUUAAUUAAAAUCAAAUUAAAAUCAAAUUGAUGGCAACCAUUAAGCAAAAUUCUGUGCAGAUUGCCAGAGGAGGGGGUCAGGCUGCGCCCUGACCAAAGGCCUGGUGGAACAGCUCUGUCUUGCAGGCCCUGUGGAAAGAUGUCAGGUCCCGCGGGGCCCUCGUCUCUUGUGACAGAGCGUUCCACCAGAUUGGGGCCGCGGCCGAGAAACCCCUGGCUCUAGUUGAGGCCAGCCUAACCUCUCUGUGGCCUGGGAUCUUCAGGAUGUUUUUAUUUGCAGACUGUAAAUUUCUCUGUGGGACAUACCAGGAGAGACGGUCCCGUAGGUACGAGGGUCCUAGGGCUUUAAAGGUUAAAACAAGCACCUUGAACCUGAUCCUGUACUCCACCGGGAGCCAGUGCAGCUGGUAUAGUACCGGAUGAAUAUGAUCUCGCAGCGAAGACCCCAUAAGGAGUCUCGCCGCUGCAUUCUGCACCCGCUGGAGUUUCUGGGUCAGUCUCAAGGGUAGCCCCACGUAGAGCGAGUUACAAUAAUCCAGUCUGGAGGUGACCAUCGCGUGGAUCACAGUGGCUAGGUCAGGGCGAGAGAGAUAAGGAGCCAACUGCUUAGCUUGGCGGAGAUGAAAAGUGCCGCCUUUGUUAUAGCUGUAAUCUGCGCCUCCGUAGAGAGGGAGGUAUUGAAGAUUACACCCAAACUCUUAACGGAUGAUGCUGGCACUAAUUGCACCCCCACAAGAGAUGGGAGUUGCCCCCUCAAUCCCAUAUCGCCCCGUCCCAGCCAGAGGACCUCUGUCUUCGAGGGAUUUAACUUCAACCGGCUCCCACGUAACCAUCCAGCCACAGCUUCCAGACAUCUGGUCAGUGUGUCUGGAGCCGAGUCAGGAUGGCCAUCCAUCAACAGAUAGAGUUGGGUGUCAUCGGCAUACUGAUGGCAACCCAGCCCAAAACUCCGGACAAGCUGGGCGAGGGGGCGCAUAAAGAUGUUAAAAAGCAUUGGGGAGAGAAUCGCACCCUGAGGCACUCCACACACCAAGGAGUGGCGCGAUGACAAUUCCCCCCCAAGCGCCACCCUCUGUCCCCGACCAGAGAGAAACGAGUGCAGCCAUUGAAGGACUGUGCCCUGGAUCCCCACGUCGGCAAGGCGGUGGUCCAGGAGUUCGUGAUCGACCAUGUCGAAGGCUGCUGACAGGUCUAGAAGAAUCAGCAGCCCCGACCCGCCUCGAUCCAGCUGCCUGCGGAGAUCAUCUGUUAGGGCGACCAGAGCCGUCUCGGUCCCAUGACCGGACUGGAAGCCGGACUGGAAUGGAUCCAGAGCCGAUGUUUCAUCCAGAAACCUACCAAGCUGUUCAGCAACCGCUCUCUCAAUCACCUUACCCAGGAAUGGAAGAUUCGAAACCGGGAGGUAAUUGGAUAGAUCUAAGGGAUCUAAUGAUGUUUUCUUUAAGAGCGGACGCACCACAGCCUCCUUCAGUUCCCCUGGGAAUAUCCCGGUGCCAGGGACAAAUUGAUGAUAUCCCCCAGGGGGGCCCACACCUCGUCUGGACACGCUCCAAUCAGCCAAGAUGGGCACGGGUCAAGAGGACAGGUGGUGGGCUUUCCAGCUCGGAGGAGUCUGUCCACAUCGGCUGGGGAUAUCCGGUCAAAGUGGUCCAAUACUGGACCCGAGGACAGUCGAGGGGCCUCCAGUUCCUUUAUUGCAUCCAAAUUGGCAGGGAGGUCAUGAUGGAGCAACAGGACCUUCUCCGCAAAAAAGCUCGCAAAUGCCUCACAGUUGUGUGUCAAAUUGUUAUUUAAAUUUGGCUGUCCUUCAAGAGACGUUAAAGACCUAAUUAUACUAAAUAAUUGCGCCGGGCGAGAGCUAGCGGAGGCAAUGGAGGCUGAGAAGUAGGACUUCUUAGCGGCCUUCACUGCCAUCUCGUAGGUUUUCAUAAAAACCAUAUAAGAUGUUCUUGAGGCUCCGUCACGGGCACCUCGCCAUACUCGCUCUAGCCGUCUGAGGUCCCGCUUCAUUUUCUGAAGCUCCUCGGUAAACCAGGGAGCCCGGUUUCUGCGGGGUCGUAGAGGGCGCCUAGGUGCGAUCUCAUCGAUGGCUGCUAGGAGCUGGAUAUUCCAGCCCUCAACAAGCUCAGUCAAUGAGUCGCCAGGGGGAGCAAGGUCCCGCAAGGCCUGACGGAAUCUAUCAGGGUCCAUCAGCCUCUGCGGGCGAGCCCAAAUUGGCUCGCCACCUAAGCAGGGUGGGGGUGGAAAAUCAAUCCUGGCUUUCAGAGCGUAGUGAUCAGACCAUGGCACCUUCAUUGAAGGAGACAUGAUCACAUCUAUACCGGCGCCAAAGAUCAAAUCCAGCGUGUGGCCUGCUUGAUGUGUGGGGCCUGAAACAAACUGGGAGAGCCCUAGUGUCGCCAUGGAAGACGCCAGGUCCAUAGCCUGUGAGGAAGGAAUGGCAUCAGCAUGGAUGUUGAAGUCCCCCAAUACCAAUAGGUUAGGGAACUCCAAGGCCCAGCCGGCCACCGCCUCCAGCAGGCCUGACAGGGUGGCUGCUGGUGCGCUAGGUGGCCGGUACACCAGCCAGACAGCCAAGCUCACCUCGGAGCCCCACACUAGGCCAACACAUUCAAUGCCGGGGAUCGAUGGCGAUGGUAGAGCCCUGAAAGAACAAUCUUCCCAGAUUAAUAAUGCCACCCCUCCCCCCCGGCCCACAGUCCGCGACUGGUGGAGGACGGAGAAACCCGGGGGCACCAUCUCUCGUAAGGUAACAGUUUCCCCUUCACGCACCCAUGUUUCCGUCACACAAGCCAGGUCAACCCCCUGCGAGGUGAAGAAGUCUCGCAGGGUGGCGGUUUUGUUGCCUAUAGACCUGGCAUUGCACAACACCAGUGACGGAGGUGAGUAAUCCUUGCUCACCCUACCUUCGUCCCUCAGGAUGGGGUGCAGAUUGGAAGGGGUACGAGCAUAUCCGUAUCUCGAUCCCCUUCGCCUAUGACAUCUGCCCCCACCGCCAUACCUCCCUCGCCCCACUACGGUAGCAAUAUAAAAUAUUCACACACAUAAAAGAAGGAAAGGUAAAGGUACCCCUGACCGUUAGGUCCAGUCGCGGACAACUCUGGGGUUGCGGUGCUCAUCUCACUCUAUAGGCCAAGGGAGCCAGCAUUUGUCCUCAGACAGCUUCCGGGUCAUGUGGCCAGCAUGACUAAGCCGCUUCUGGUGAACCAGAGCAGCACAUGGAAAUGCUGUUUACCUUCCCGCCGGAGCAGUACCUAUUUAUCUACUUGCACUUUGAUGUGCUUGACAUUGUCUUGUGUCUCUGGGCAAUGCUCCAUAGUCUAGCACACAGUUUAGCAACAUGUGUCGUGAGGAAAGAAUGGUGUGGCAAGACCGACAUUGUCACCAGCUCUGCUUCUGAAUCUGGGGAAACAGAGGAGCGCUUCCCUGUAUCAAGGGUAAAAAAGCCAGAACAGCCUCUGUUUUUCUCAUGUCUUGUGUCUUUUUAGAUUUUGAGCUUGAGAGUAGGGACCUUCUUAGAACUGAUUCUUGAAAGCUGCUCUGAGAGCUUUUAUUGUUAUUAAUUGAUUGAUUAAUAUACCACCCUUCAUCCAAAGAUCUCAGGACAGUUCCCAAGAUAAAAAAUACAGGAUAAAAACAUAAAAUAAAUAGUUAAAACAAAAAAACAAAACAAUAACAGAUAAGGACAAUAAUGGGAGUGUAGGAACGGGGACUUUAAGCUUUGUCCCCCUAGUGAUUGUAGCCUGAACUGGGGGCCCCACACCAUCUAUUUGCCACAUAAACUUUCCUGCCAUUAUGGCUUUCCUUCACGCCCCCUCCCAAAUGUUGAAACCUGUUUUGAUUAUAUUGAAUUUUGAUGUAGUCAGAUUCCCCCCCCCCUCAAAAUGGCAGGGUCACUUAUACCUCCUCUCACUUAGAAUAGAGGACUUUACAUAUGAAAAGAGACCUGUGAUUUUUGCAUUGGUUCUUUAAUGCACUAAAUAAAUCAAUGGUUUAAUGGUCUCUGUGACCAUAAUUCUGUGUGCCUCCUUGGGGCAUGAGAUUUAGGUAGAGCAUGAAAACCAUAGGGCUCAUCUGGGACUAGGAUUAGCUUUAAUCCUUGAGGUGGUUUUUUUUUGAGUUUGUAGCAUUUCUAUGUUCUUGAGAAUGUGAGUUGAUGGAUCAUUUCCAGUGGGACUUCCUUAUGCCAUUGCAAAAAUACUAACCAAUACAAAAGAUUGACCUUGGCGCCCACAAGAGUCAGAGACAAGGAGCUUAGCUGAAGCUGGAGUGACAAUCAGGAGCCAAAUGAAUCAUAUCAAGUGUGACCAUUACACGCCUGAAAAUGAUUCUUAAUUAACCACCGAUCCUCUGUGGUAGCAAGUUUCCAAAAUCUGUGAAUCACAAGGGAACCACAGAAAAUGUACAAGCAGCAAUUUACCUAAUCUAAUAAGUCUGGUCUGCUGCCUGUUUGGAGCUGCUGUUUUUCUGCUCUCUCAGCCCCUCUGAAAAUGUUUCAUUCUGAUUUGUUUUACAAGACUUCUUUCCUUUAAGAGAGAGAGAGAUCAGAUACGUUUCGCCAUAUACUUUUAUUUUAUCACUUUUCGCAGGGUGGGGAAUCUGUGGUCUUCUAGAAAUUGUUGGACCCACCAAAAAUCUCCCUCAGACAGCAUAGCCCAAUGGUCAGGGAUUAAGGGAGUUAUUGUCCAAUAACAUCCAGCAGGCCAGAGGUACUCCACCCUUGACUUAUAGGCUGUAACCUUCUUCCUCUCUUUCUUUUUAAAUCAGAGUGAAAAUUAACCAUGCUAUAUAAAAACUACUGGUCUUGUGGCCUAAGCUUUUGUGACCCAGAUCCUCCUCCAUCAGAAAGACGAAGCAGUCACCUAAGUGGGUAGGUAUAUAUAUGUAUAUCCUAGUAUAGAGAGAAGGAAUCUUUUAAAAAUUACGUAUCACGUAUAAAUACUGAAGACAAAAGGUCAGUCAGUGCAAGGCAGGACAGCUGGUGCAUCACAGUACCAACCAGAACACAAAUGAAAACUGAAUCCAAUCUGGUAAGCAGUCUGGGGAAGGGUCUCUGUAGCUCAGUGGAAAGGCAUCUGCCUUGCACGCAGAAGGCCACAGGUUCAAUCCCCAUCAUUUCCAGGUCGGGCUGGGAAUGAUUCCUGUUUGAAACUGUGGGGAGCUGCUGCCAAUCAGUGUUGACAGUACUGGCCUAGGUGGACAAAUGGUGUGACUUGAUUUAAGGCUGCUGUGCAGUGGGGCAAACAGGUGAGCAUGAAGAAUGAUGAACUCUCAAGAACAGAGCCUACAUAGACCCAACCUUCUCCACAAGUUUGCACUUCACAGUAUGUUCCCAAAACAAAGCAAUCCAUCUAUAUUUUUCAGCGUUAUUUUCUAUGCGAAACUCCUACCUGUUGCAAGGGCCCACAAGAGUGGUGCCCUUAACUCACCUGGCAGAAUUGUUAACUUGCUCAGCCUCACGCUGACUUAGACAGAAGAGUCAUGUCUUGUCUUGAAAACUCUCUUUUGGCUCAGUGACAUCUGCAUAUAUGUUGCAGAGGUUUACAGUGAUGGAAGUUUAUUUCCACCAUCCCCAAUUCAAGGAAUACUUCAGUCACAUCACUCAGCAGUGCACUGGUGACAGCAACUAUCCUCUCAACACUGGAAAAGAGUUAAUGUGUGGACCUCUCCUGGUGGGUCCAAUCUAGAUUGGACUUUUACAUGGAACAUUUAUAUCUUCAUUUAGUUUGCCGGGGUCAGAGCUGCAAGGGGAACCUUCCUACAGAAUUUCAUGAACAAAGCUGCACAGACACACCCAAUAUUAUCCUAGCUGCUACCCCGAAUGCAGAAACUAGAUAAUCCUGUUUCAAAUUUUGGCAUUCUCACAGGACAGGUGCCUUACUAAGAAGAGUUUAUUCUUAGGUCCAAAAUCACCUGCAGUCAUACUUAUCUUCCUGGCAUCACAGUCUUCCUGGAAGCUACAAUUUGCUGACAUACUUACCGUAUAUGCUUCAAGCUGCCAUCCAGGUCAUACCACAGAAUACAUUGUCUACUGGAUGAUGUAACUGCAUUUAUCCAUUCCUUUGGUUAGAGACUACCACCUUCAAGUUUUACAUAAUGCAUUCUUAAAACAGGAGCACUCACUUGGGAAGAGGGAAAACCAGAUCAACUAAGUCAAGGCAGGUACAGAAGAGAUGCUGUCAGUGGAUUGGACCCAGCAAAAGGCUAACUGAAUGUCAUUUACUGUCUACAGCUCAUCCUGGAAGAUGAUAAUUCCACCUCACAACACCUUCUUAACAGAUAGCACUUCUUAACUGAAGCAACUGCUAACCAGCAGCAAUAGGUCACUUAAUGGAGUUUAAAAAUAUAUAAACUGGUGCCAUUUUGCUACCCUAGCUAUUCUGGCAACACUGUCAUGGGACCAAACUACAACGGCCAUAAAAUCAAAGUCUUGUUCAUCUACCCAUCCUCUAACAUGGUAUGACUGAGCAGUGAUGUCCUUCUCCCAUUGCCUUAAAUCAAAUAAGUUUAUUUCUCAUGCAAGAAGAUAAAUGGGGACAAAUUGGUGAUAUCUGAAUACCAGCAAGGGAGCAUUUCAAUUCCCAGGGCAUUUUGUGAUCCCAGGAGAUCACAGGAUCACGGUAUUCCUAUGUAAGUUUCAAAUGUGAUGAGUAUGACUCUUUUAGCAAAUUUGAUGCUCUGAUGUUUCAUCUGAGCAAAUCCUAGGAAUUGCUAGAUCACUACAGAAAGCAAUUGUUAGAUGUGUGUUUAAGCUAUUGAUCUUGCAAUGCCUGUUCAUUAUCAGCAUCCACUAGUCAGUGGGUUACAUCCGUUCCGAUUGGAUCUUGAAGUCAUUUGUGUUCUGCAUAGCACUGUGAUUCACUUACUGCUAUGUCCUGUAUUGCUUGACCUUUUGACUUUGCUUUAGAAACACAAUCAAUCACUCUUCCUUCUCUUUGUACUCGGGGUGUAUAUACUUACCCACUGAGUAGAGUAUAUAUCUGACAAAGUGGGCUCUGGUGCAUGAAAGCUUAUGCCACAAUCAAUUUAUUAGCACUUAAGAUGCUGUAAGAUUUUGUUGUUGUUGCAACAGAUAGAUAGCUAUAACUAUCCCCCUGGAACAUGAAAUGCAUUCUAAGAGCCAGUGUCUAGAUUUUACUGUAGCUAUUCACACCAGAUCCAAGGCUUGGAUUAACAGGUUCUUACAAACAUCUGUGGGCCUUGGGUAGAUAUCCAUAUUUUCUAGAUGGUGACACCAGCCAUUCUUUCAAAGUGGCUAUAUGGCAUGUAAAAUCACUAAUUUGAUUGUUCCUUCCAACUCUAGAAUCCUAUGAUAGACUCUGUGACUGUUUUGUUGAAUGACAUAGUGGUUUUUAAUUUUGUUACCAUAAAUGAUGUGGUUAAGUAAGUAACAACUUAAGUCCCUUAAUUUAAAUGGGGCCUAAGCAUGUAUCUGGAUCCAACCCCUAAUAUCUUGGGGUCAAUAGCUCUGUUGCACAAAGCAGCUGUAGCAAGCACAUUUCUGACCCAGAUUAUAUCCCAGCUGUAGCAUCUAAGAAUUAGUUUCGGAAGACAACAUGCCAGCUUUUAGUCUUUCCUCUGUGUGUCUUUGGUUUGGUUGACAGUUCGGUCCUAGUUGCCCUGUUGCUAUCAAGUAGGUAGGGAAAACUCUUAGACCAAAAAAAAUAUUGAAAUUUAAGCAUUCAUAAUCUGGGCUGAUGAAAUGAGUCGUGUGGGUGUUUGUUUUUAAAGUGAAUCUAAAUACUAAAUGCGGAACGCGGGUGGCGCUGUGGGUAAAACCUCAGUGCCUAGGACUUGCCGAUCGUAUGGUCGGCAGUUCAAAUCCCCGCGGCGGGGUGAGCUCCCGUCUUUCAGUCCCAGCUCCUGCCCACCUAGCAGUUCGAAAGCACCCCUAAGUGCAAGUAGAUAAAUAGGUACCGCUUUAUAGAGGGAAGGUAAACGGCGUUUCCAUGUGCUGCGCUGGUGCUGGCUCGCCAGAGCAGCUUCGUCACGCUGGCCACGUGACCCGGAAGUGUCUCCGGACAGCGCUGGCCCCCGGCCUCUUAAGUGAGAUGGGCGCACAACCCUAGAGUCGGACACGACUGGCCCGUACGGGCAGGGGUACCUUUACUAAAUACUAAAUGCACUAUGGGCUUAGAGGUUUUGUUCCAUUUUCUUCUUUUAAUUUAUGGACGAGUUGCUUCUAUUUCUUUUUAACACAGUAUUUCAUAAUUUGAUGCCCAAAAUGACAACUUGCACUCUAUACUUUUCAACAGGCAUGUCCAGACAUCCUCCAGGUCCUGAUAUGCCCACUUUCUAUCCCUUGUCUCCCGGUGGUGUUGGGCAGAUUACCCCACCUCUUGGCUGGUAAGAACCUCCUGGUGCUUCCGAACUAAGUUUGUGUGUGCUUGCAUAGUUGUGUGUGUGCAUGUUUGGUUUUGUUUUAAAAUAAUAAUACAGUGGUGCCUCGCAAGACGAAAUUAAUCGGUUCUGCGAGUGUCUUCGUCUAGCGGUUUUUUCGUCUUGCGAAGCAACCCUAUUAGCGGCUUAGCGGAUUAGCGCUAUUAGCGGUUUAGCGGCUAUUAAAGGCUUAGCGGCUUAGCUGCUAAAAGGCUAUUAGCGGCUUAGCGGCUUAGAAAAAGGGGGGGAGCGGAAAAAAAAUCUCAAGACUCGCAAGACAUUUUCGUCUUGCGAAGCAAGCCCAUAGGGAAAUUCGUCCUGCGAAGCAACUCAAAAAUGGAAAACCCUUUCGUCUAGCGGGUUUUCCGUCUUGCGAGGCAUUUGUCUUGCGGGGCACCACUGUAAUUGCUGCCUUUAUGGGCUUGAGAAGUAUCUCCUACCUGUUUACAUUUUUUAAAAAGUAGAAAUCCGUGGAAAUGCCAAUGAGUAAAUAACGAAGUAGCAGUUGAUUGUAACUAGCAAUUGUUUCAUAAAGUGUAGGUUUGUAUUUACAGUCAUACCUCGGGUUACGAACACUGUGGUUUGCGCGUUUUUGGGUUGCAGACUGCGCCGAACCCAGAAGUACCAGAACAGGUUACUUCUAGGUUUCAGUGCUCGCACAUGCGCAGAAGCACAAAAUGACAUCACGCGCAUGAACAGAAGUGCCAGAUCGCUUCACGCAUGUGCGCAGGCGUGAUGCUGCGCUGUGGGUUGCGAACGCUGUGGGUUGUGAAUGUGCCUCCUGCACGGAACAUGUUCGCAGCCCGAGGUAUGACUGUACUGAACUCUAGUAUGUAUUGUACUUUCAACAUGGUUCAUUUGGCCCAGUGCUCACAAGUCCUUUCCUUUAAAUGUUUGCAGGGUUCAGGACUGGGGCAUGCAUAUGAAUGCCACUGAGCAUGUGCACUGCCUUCUUGCCACUGAAUAAUUGCAACUUGAUUUGCUCAAUGCACUGUCCGUGUGGCAGAUGGGUCAUUUUCAUUGAGUCCUAGAAGUGUAGAGAUGGAAGAGACCCCUAAGAGUCCAGCCACCUUGCAAUGCAGGAAUCCUGUCCACAGGUGUCCCUGAGUGGGCUUGAGACACCAUUCUUCCUGUUACCAGACAGACACACUGACCCAUUGUGCCACCAUUGGGCACAGAGUGAAAACACAAUUAUUCAAGCACUUCAUGGUGCAAUCACAGCUAAAGAAGAGCCAUUGGAGAGUGACUGUGUAUACCUAUGUAUACCUUCAGUAAACCUUCCCCCAGUCAUGUUAAUAAAUUGCAUUGCCAUCCAGCAAGAGAGUGAUUCAGACGUGGACAACAAAAGAAUGACAUCUGCAGUGUAGUGAGCUAAAAUGAUAUAUUCUUUAGAGUUCUAUAGUUGGCAAUUUCUGCACCUCUUUGGAUUUGUUAUACUGGGAGUGUGCAUUUUGGCAUUUUGCCACACAUAUCUGACAUGAAAAUUCCACAGCUGUAGGCUCUCUACACCUUGUUAGAUUGGGCCCAAAUCUUUGAGUAAUCUUCCCUUGAUAUUUUGGAAAAUAACAGCAAAAUGGCUGUCAGCACCAUGAGUAAAAAAUGGCUGCAACUUUUCAAAAUGACCUUGUAAUUAGAAGAGAAUUUGAAAGAGCAGGAUGUGUGGUGCCUGUUCUCUUUUGUACAGCUGCUUUUACACUAUGGAAGCCUUUCUCAUGGUUUUGAUUCUAGCUUUUAAGUUUUGGCAUUUCCUCGAAAUGCUUUCUCAAUGCAGAUGUUUUUGCAAAGAGGGUGAAUCUGGAGGAAAAUGCUGAUAACACAAAUGAUGAAGUCUAGCACAGAUUACUCUUACGCUUUGCUUACUGUAGCUGAAAAUGUGCUAUAUUUGGAUUUCUUUUUCUUUUCCCCCAACCCUUUGGUGCACUGGCCCUCCCUACUGCACACACGCAGAGCUCUGUUUAAGUGUGAAGACCGUCAUGGUGAGCAAAAGAAAGGGCCAAUAGCUUUGGAAAUGCCAAUUUCUUAAAACAUUAAAUCUGUCAAUCGAUAGCUCUGCUUAAAUAGAAUUGAGCGAAGUCUUUCAAGAGCAGAUCAAUUAUUCUCUCUGAACUUUGCUACUUAAGUGUGUUGAAUCCUGCUCAGAAGUUGCAUCAAUGCAAGCUGGAGGAAAAGACAAUGUAAACUAAGCAGAAAAAGUUCAAAGUAUUUGAAGCAAUCAAUUUGUGCUAGUGAGAUAUGGCAUUCUGAAGAAGACUGGAACUUCAAACCAAGAGUUCAUUGGUUUGUUUUCUGUGUGCCCUGCUUUCUCUCUCCGUCUCUUAAGAUUCAUGUUUUGCACUCAAGUUGCUUACAUACACAUCUUUCGGUAAAAAUACAUGCUUAGUUUUCACUACCGAAUAAAGAGAACUGCUUGCAUCUUUUCAAACCAUACUAGGUAACUUCAGUAGGUCAUGGAAAAGUGAUGCUGUCAACGAGACAAUAAGCUGCCUCAACACCUUGCCUAGGAAAGACUAGGCAAAAACAAAAUCUUAUGAAGCUGCAGACGUGCUUCUUAUGCUUGUCUGUAUGGUGCACACAAACUACCGCAUUUCAGGAAUUUGAAUCCACUAUGCCCCCUUCAUAUAGAAAUCAUAAAUAUUAAAAAAUGCAAUUGGUUUACAAAUAUACACAAUCUUUCCCCAAAUAUAUUGAUCCAAUAAGAUUUGGCAGGACUGUUAAAAUAAUUAACUCCGUACCCUAUAAUCAAUAUAGUUGCCAGAAAGGAAUUAUAUUAAUUAUACUAAAGAACUAGGUUUGAUGUUAUCUUUAACCUGUAUAUAUUAUGUAUCAUCUUAUUUUUUCCAUAAAUUUAUUGUGUGUUCACCCUCUUGGUCUUUUUUGUAAUAGCUAACUUUAGUAAAGAGUGCUGCUUAUCAAAAGCUACUAUCCACUCACUGAAAGAAGGAUUUUAAAGAUUUUUAGUUACUACUGAUCUAGCAAUCCAGCAAUAGGUAAAAUAGUAGUCAUUAAUCCAAAUCCUCUCCAUUUAAGAUCUCAUUUAAAUAUGCAGAGAGAAUCGGUUUAGAUGUUUUAGGAAUGUUGCAGCCAGUUAUAUUAUUACCAGCACUUUUUGCCAGAAAAUAGAUAAAUAAGGAAAAGUCCAAAACAUAUCCAGUAACAUCAGCUUCCAAAAUUUAACAUUUCCAAUAUAUGUCCUCUUCACCUCAUUCUGAUAGAAGAAAAUAUAUAAAUUUGAAGUACCACCGAAAUUGAAAUUUAUAUUUAAUGGUUAUUUGAGUAACAUUUUAUUAUUUAUUUAUUUUGCAUGACAAAAACUUAUCCUUUACUCCUAAAUCCUGUUAAUUUAAUGAUAUGCUUGGUAAAGCUAGCAGUUCUUAGGAUCUAGGUCUCAUUUAUGCUCUUUUUGCUAGAUGUGGAGGUUUAUCUUCCCAGAUAAUCGUCAUAAUGAUAUCUUGCAACACCCUGAAGUGACUUUACUGACAAAUUAAUGUUCUUUGGGAGUUACUGAUGCUACUAACACUUUUCAGAAAUAUAAUUAGUCCCAUGGUAAAAACUUUCCCACUUUCAAUGUGCUGUAUUGGCAGACUGAUGUCUUGGUUGCAGUGGAACCAGUGGCGUAGCGUGGGGGGUGCAGGGGGGGCCCGGCCGCACCGGGCACAACAUCUGGGGGGGCACAACAUGACAGGUUAGGGGGCGCAACAUCACGGGUUAGGGGGCGCAAAUUACUUGCCUUGCCCCGGGUGCUGACAACCCACGCUACGCCACUGAGUGGAACUAUGAGUAUAAGUUUUGUCUCACUUUGACUGCCAGGGAGCCCCCCUCAAAGAAUCAUGGGAACUGCAGUUUACAGAGGAUUCUUUGUUAGAGGUCAAUAGACACCCACCCUCUUUUCACAGAACUAUAGUUUCUAGGGUUUCAUUGGCAAGUCAAUACUGCACCCCUUAUCACAAAGCUAAUUCUAGUUUAUUCGAAUCCAUUUUAUAGAAAGUGUUAAAGUUUAAAGGUAGCAUUGAAGGUUAUCCAGUUCAAGUUAAUGUUCCCAAGAUCCGUGGUGGUGGUCUUUCUCAGUAGGGAAUCUGUAGAACAGGCUUCCUCAACUUUGGCCCUCCAGAUGUUUUGAGACUACAGUUCCCGUCAUCCUUGACCACUGGUCCUGCUAGCUAGGGAUCAUGAGAGUUGUAGGCCAAAAACAUCUGGAGGGCCAAGGAAGCCUGCUGUAGAACCCUAAAUCAGAAUGCAGUGCAGUAUGCUUUCGUUGAUACCUCGCAUCUCAACUCAUUGGUGUUUGGUAAAAAGGCAAGCUCACUUCUGUUACAGUAUUAUUGAUGGGUUCCUUUCUUCUGUGACCUCAGGCAAGGUCAGCCUGUAUAUCCCAUCUCAAGUGGAUUCAGGCAGCCCUACCCACCCUCACUUUCAGUCGACACUUCCAUGUCAAGGUAGGUCUAGGUGCGGAAUGAGUGGCUGAGGUGUAACUGCUGGAAUUAGAGGGGCAGUUUGCUCCCCUGCUUGCAUCCUGGUGUAUGCCUCUGCUUGCUACCCCCUUCCCCCAGUCAGCUAAAAUGCAUUUAUACCUAUAAACUAUACUGUGUUUAUACAGCUUACCUAAAUCACAUGCUAAUGACCUUCAGCAUAUAGUCAGGGCUGGAAUCUGAAACAGCCUACCCCAAACCUGGUGCCCUCCAGAUAUUUUGGAUUACAACUCCCAUCAGUCCCAGCCAACAUGGCCCAGUAGUCAGGAGGGAUGGGAGCUAUAGUCCCAAACAUCUGGAGAGCACCAGGUUGGGGAACGUUGGUCUAAAGGCACAUGUUACCACAGCCUUGCUGAAGCUAAACAGGUCUGGGUUUGAUCAGUGCCUGAAUAGAAGACUUCUUGGAAACCCUAAGUAAUACUAUGGGUAACGCAAAGAAUGGUGGAAUAUAAAUGUAAAAUAAUAAUAAUGAUAAUAAAAGACCAGAUAGUCAUUCAAACUGCACUGGUGUUUGUCGUUUUGCACCACAUGAAUAUAACCACUAAAUAUAAAAUGGUCACUCCUUUUGAUCAGAGUCACUUUGGCUUCACUCCCUGCUCCUGUGCUUUACUCUUUUCAUGUAGACUGCAGCACCUCAAAGAAAUUUCCAAGCCCAAAUCUGUUUUAAAAUAAAGGCAAAGAAGCUGUGUACACAUGGUUAUAUCUGUAAUAGUGGCGUGUGAAUGGGUGGCAGCGUUAGUGCAAGCAAGAAGCACUAACUGGGACAUGGCAAGGACAACACUUUCGCGUCACACUUUACAUUUCUGCACUAUGGGAAGGUGGCCUCUAUAUCCUGUGCUUGGUGUACCCAAAGGUUUCAGCGAACCUCUGCAUAUUUUACACAUAUUUAAAACACACAACUGUUGAUUAACACAGGCAUUUGCUGUUUAGGUGUGGGUUCUAUCACAUUUCUUUACAUGUGCUUUUAUCACAUAGGGACCAAUCCUAUGCACAAGAAGCCGGCGUAAAGCACACUGGUGUAAGUUAAACUUGCAUAAAGUUACACCAGAUCCAAACCCCAUUCAGCAGUAGGACUGCUGCUGUGCCUAAACCUGGUAUUUAAACUAGUGUUCUAUGCCAGGUUGCCAAGUCAUGUGAUCAAGUUGGGCUUAGGGUCCAGCCUAAGUCCUCCCCUCUGAUCACGCCCCUGCCACAUCCCUUUCUGCUGAUUUACGCCAGCCUUGGUUAAGGCAGGCUGAGCAAAUUACACCAGCAUAUCUUCAGCUGAGCCAGGGUUGGGACUUAACACUGGCUAAGACAGGAAUCAGCUGGCUGAGCCAUAGAUCUGCUGCAUCCUAAACUGCUCAUCCUGGUGGAUUUUGUCAUAGGAUUGCCCCUUUAAUUACUGUUUUUAUGCAUCUUUAGGAAUAAGAUGUCUUGCAAAUUCCUAGUUGAGCAAGCCACCAUUAAAAACAUUUCAGUGUGCUCUUUAAGAGCGCAUGCUAAUUUCCCUGCCCUGUGAGUUUCUUGAUGGAAUAUGCAAGGUUACCUUACCAACACAUUUCAGGCAGAGAGAAAACCAAAGAAGCCUCAGAGGGGAAGUAGCAAACUAGUUCAGUAAUGCUAUUUUAAGUAUUUAUUUCAAUUUAUCUGUAGUAUGAGCCAUCCCAAUAGAAGCACACUUGAUUUGGAUCUGUGCCUAAGGCAAAACACUAGCCCAUAUUCUUUCCCCCGCACGCUUGGGGACUGAAAAGUUUGAUAUGUGAUCAAGUAAGGUUGAUGAAAUAUAAGACAGGUUUUAAUGUCCUUUUAUAAAGAUACGCAAGUUACCUUUGUUAGAGGUUUUUUUUUAAUUUUCUGCAUGAUAAUUACUACCUUUUGUUGGCUGGUGGUGGAUAACUCAAUAUCUUUUAUACUUGUGUGGAAACAGUUUUUUUGGUUAAGGGCUUUAUUCUUUUGAAAUUAUUGGCCAUGUUAAAUUCACUUGUGUCUAAUUCCAGAUUCCCAAAGCCACAGAUAACAGGAGACUAAAAACCCUAUUUGUAACACACGUUUUAGCCAAAUAAUUGUUUCCCACAUUGGUGUAUCAUGGUUUCUUAAGUGGUAUGAAUGAACUGCCUCCUAGGCCUGUCUUGAGUGAUUUGUAGGUAUCCUAUACUGUGCUUGAGUUCCCAUUAUGAAGAAGACUGUACUUUUUUCUUUUUUGUAGGUUUUCACAUCAUAUGAUCCCUGGUCCUCCAGGACCCCACACAACUGGAAUCCCUCACCCAGCUAUUGUAACACCUCAAGUCAAACAAGAACAUCCACACACAGACAGUGACUUAAUGCACGUGUGAGUUUUCCUCUGGUCUUUAAUUGCAAUCUCUGGUCUUUCAUCUGCAGUGCCAUAAAAGUUGAGUAAGCAUGGCAAAUAAGUAGUCUCAGUCUCUCUCUUUUUCACUUCCCAUGGGAAAUCACUGAAUCUGUGCCUAAAUAUCAUGUCAAUGUUUGGUAUUCUUCAACAAAGAAAUAGUGAUUGCAUUAGUAUUUUAAAAAUAUAUAAAAAAAUUAAAAGGGGGAUGGAAAGGGGGCAGGGUUCUGGGGGAAAUGACUUUGGCAAUCCUGCCCACCAUUGUACCCAAUGGGUUUUGACUUUACGUAAUUUUGGCUUUAGGUGCAAUCCCCGGAACGUAACUCCUAUGUUAGUUGCAUGCUUACAAAAUCCUCACCUCUCAGAGUAAUGAGCAUAUCGGGAUGCAGCUGUCCACUGGACUUAAGGCUUCUCCAAUGUUUUCAGAGUUUUAAGAGGAGACACAUGAAAGUACAUAUUAAAAUAUUAAAUAUGUAUUUAAAUAUUAUUAUUUAAAAUGCAAGUUAAUGCAGAGAUAGAAUGGAAUUAGCCAAAAUAAUUAUGCAAAACGUGGAAUUUUGCAAAAGUGACAAGGGUCUAGAAUAGUUGCCUCCAUCCCUAGGACCCAGUGGCAUUCUUCAGUGAUAAAGUUCCCAAGCUUGACGAAAUGGGUCUUUUGGGAACUGAACCCUAGAAUGAAAUUCCAUAGCUCAGCUUUUCUCAAGUACAGAUAUUUGUUCUGGAGAUGAUGUGAUGUCCUCAUGAUUUUAGGGAGAAUUUGCUGAUCCAAAUGUUCUUAAGUGGAAAAGACUUUCUUUCUUUCUUUCUUUCUCUGCUUCACAUCCCCACCUGUCUCUCAAAAGAUUUUUACCCAUAUCCUGUAAGCUAUUUUCAUGCUCUUCUUUGUACUCAACUUGUACCCACCACCACCCUCCUGCAAAAGCACAACACAACACAUUGCCACUUUAUUUCCUCCCUCCCUCCCUCCUGGUUCUUUUAUAUUCCCUUCUCCUUCCUACAACAUUUCCCCUCUUCUAGCCCCUUCCUUCAUGCCUUUCCCCACCCCUGCCCCACUCCUGGAACUUCUCUGGCCCCUGACCAUCUUGACUCAGCAUGCAAGGGGUUGCUGGUGCUAGCACUCAUCUAACUAGAAGCCUGGGGUUAUAUCUGGGGUUGGUGGGGCAAGCCAGUUAGGAGGCACUGGAUAGGCUGUGGCACUGAGGACUACCUGAAAGUGGGUCCCAAUCCACUGGUGAACAUUGUGAUAGAACAUAUAGGGUGUUUCCUCUUCUCUCCAAAAAUGUGAUAACUAAUCAAGCAUGGCUGCUCAGAAUAAUAGUUGGUCAUCUGAAAUAACGUGUUGAAAAUGGUAACAGUUGCUCUUUCUGUAUUUCCUUUCCUCCUGCUACCUUUAGGAAGCCUCAGCAUGAACAGAGGAAAGAACAGGAGCCCAAAAGACCUCACAUUAAGAAGCCUCUGAAUGCUUUCAUGUUAUACAUGAAAGAGAUGAGAGCGAAUGUCGUAGCAGAGUGUACUCUGAAAGAAAGUGCAGCUAUCAAUCAGAUUCUUGGCAGAAGGGUAUGACACAACCGUAUUUGUGUAUGUGCAUGUUCUGUGUUCAGUAUGUGCUGUCCAACAAACCCUUGCCCCGGUACCCACCUCGACAGCGUAGUCACUGGCUACUGGGAGCUAUGUGAUGCAGUUUAAAAUAAAAGCAAGUAGUCUUGUUGUGUCAUAAAGCUGGGGCCCAUAAGGUAAAGCACGUGUUUUGCAUGCAUAAAGGGUCAAAUUUAAGUCCACAGACCUCCAUUUACAAGGCUCUCAGGUAGGAGAACCAAAAAGACUCCUGACUGUGACCUGCUUUUCAGAGAAGUCAACACUAGGCUAGACCAGAAGUGGGGAAUCUCUGAUUCACAUAGCUGUCAACUUUUCCCUUUUCUUGCAAGGAAUCCUAUUCAGAAUAAGGGAAUUUCCCUUUAAAAAGGGGGAACGUUGACAGCUAUGGAUUCAUGAGACUUCCCAGGCUGGUGGCCACACUCACCAGCCACACCCACCAGCCCCAAACCUGCAGUCAUAUAUGACACCAGGUGUGUGGCAGGUAAAGGCAGGUGUUGGCCAAAAGGGGCUUUGCAGGCUCUACCAAUUGGCAGUGCUCGCAAAGCUCUGUUGCACAGUGCUUCCAAAGAGCCCAACUAGCAGCACAAAAGACCUUUACAAGUGUCAAUCAUUGGCAUCAUUAGGAUGUCAGAUGAUUGGCAGGUGGGCUGUCCUAUACACCUGUCAAAGUUCGUUUGUGGAGAUGGAGGGGAGAUAAGAUUCUGGCCUGCCACAUGAAAGCAGUCCUCUGCCCUAGACGCACCAGUAGUAAAAGGCAGCUUCAUAUUUCACGCAGGUGUGCUCGCCAUGUGUCAUAAGACUGUCAGUGGCAGUGGAACAUGAGUGGGGAAAAUCCUGUUGCACUUAUGUUCUGUUUGCGAGCUUCCCAUACACAUCUAGCUGUCCACUGUAGUAAGAGAAUGCUACACUAGAUUGGCUUUUGUUAGCCACUUGUUUUCAUGCUUUGAUUUGAACAAAUGUAUACAAAUAGCCAUGGUAAAAUAUGCAGAAGUUGUGCUGGAAGAAAGAAGUACAUUUUGCAGUACAUGUUUCCUUUUUUUCUGCAAUAUUUUCAUGUGAUACCUUCCUUAAACUAUUAGCCAGUACUUUUUUUCUAAAAAAAAGUUUAGGGGUACUCUCAUUUUCCUACUCAUAUUGAAAUACUGCCCCUCAAUGAGGCCACUUAGAUUCACAAAAUGUUUAGGGAUAUGCAUAUCCCUGCGUCCCGCAGAAAAAACCCACUGGUAUUAGCAAUAUGACUACUAUUUUGUUGAAUUUGCAAGUUUAGACUUUCAUUUUAAGUCUGAAUUUUAAUUCUCUUCUGAUAUUUCUUUAGCUUUCACUAUGCUUGCCAGUUACUUAAACCCUUGGCUUUUAAGAUGAGACUUGGCGUCAGAGUGAUUAGGGCUCUAUUUGCAAAGAAUACUAUAAUGUUUCUUGCUUGGGUUCUAUCAAAGCACGUUCUCUGUGUUUUAUUAUUAUGCUGUGUAAAUAUACCAUAGGACAGAAUAUACCUUCUUUGGUUUUCACAAACACUGAAUUAGCUUAAGCUCUUGUCUAUAUUUUGACAGCUUUCUGCAAGACUUACAAGUCCAAUUACCUCUCGUCUCCCAAGGUAGCUCCUAUGUCCUUUAUUCCAUGAUUGGUCUCAGUGUUUGAUAAUGGCUUACAAAGGAUAGCACCUAGGCAGGAAUCCAAGUGCUGCCUUUCUGGGUAGACAGCUGUAGCUGUACUCUAGAAAGUACACUCAAAUUUAGUUCCAUGGAAGUACCUCUUGAGAACCUUUAAAAAACUUUUCAUGCCAAAUAUUUUGGUAUUUAAAGGACAAAAGAGUCUGAAUGUACUGUCUGCUACACUUGUGUUGUGAAACAAACCACUUUUGGGGUAUAGAAGUUUGAAGAUUAUUGGGCAGGUUGAGAGAAACUUCCACACCACAUUCAAUAAUAUGCAUACAUUUCAGAACCCAUGGCAUGGGUCAAAACAAUUGAUAGUCCUCCUAGAUCAAGGCAGUCCAACAUUUCAUACAAAGUGGACUGCAAGAGUACUUUGACACGGAACCCAAAGGCUAAAAUUUGACACUCUCCAAGCCCUCACACUGUCUUCUGGAAGCUAAGCGAGGUGCCAUGCUUUGGGAAGAAGUCACAAGGUUCUGGUAGGAUCCUGGAGCCCUCCUUCCUCCUUCCCAAAGUUGGGAAAGCACUAAUUAGGACCCUGUCAGAGCCCUCGUGCUUCCUUCCCAAAGCCCAGUGUCUCACUUACCAAGCUUUGGGAAGGCAUCCCGAGGGCUGGGGGCGGGCAUCAAAUGUUGUCAAGGGCCACCAAAAAAGGUAUUUCAGGCUGCACGUGGCCCUUGAGCAGUAUUCUGGACCACUCUGUCCUAGAUGAAGGCAGAUGUAACAUUGUUAAAAUAGUGUUGACAAUUUGGAAGCAUUGUAGGUGUAUUCAGUCCAAAUUUCUCAUCGCGCUCUAGCUUUGAGUUCUGGAGGAUGGAUGAAAAUUUGCUACAUAAGCUGGUUGUUCACUGUACUGGCUGGCUAUUGCCUACUACAAGGUUCCCCAGUCCCAGAACAUUCCUUAAGGAAAAGGGUUCCUUCUAAAAGUUAAUGAGAAGGUGAUGGAUUAUUUAUUUUCAAAUGUAUAUCAUGAUUAUUAUUCUUUGUGCUUCAGCAGGUUCAAGGUUGUAUGCAAAGUUAAAAUACAUAAUUAGCUAAUAAACAAUUUAGGGUGGUAGUCAACUAAGUUUUACUCAGAGUAGACCCGCUGAUAUUAAUGAACAUGACUGAGUUAGGUCCAUCAAUUUUGAUGGAUCUAUGUAGUUGAAUUACCACACCAGUCUAAACCACAACAGCAAUAAAACAUUUUUACUUAAGAGCACUGAGUGAAGGAUGGGGAGAAAAAAAUGUAUGUAUGCUGCUUUAAGAAAUAAAAAUAUAAGAAAAUAAUAAUAUGUAUACCCCACCCAUAUGACUGGGUUGCCCCAGCCAUUCUGGGCAGCUUCCAACAUAUUAAAAACACAGCAAACAUCAAACAUUAAAAACUUCCCAAUACAGGGCUACCUUCAGAUGUCUUCAGAAAAUUGUUUAUCUGUUUGACAUCUGAUGGGAGGGUGUUCCCUUUGCCUUUGCCUUGUUCCCUGUAAGACAAGCCUGCAGGAUCAGGCCAAGGGAACAUCUAGUUAAGCAUCCUGUUCUCACAGUGGCCAACCAGAUGCCUAUGGAAGCCUGUAGGCAGACCAUGAGCGCAACAGCACUCUCUGCCCAUCUGCAAUUCCUAGUAACUAGUAUUCAGAGGACAACUUGCCUUAAGUAAGGGUGUAGAGUGUGUCUGACGGCCAAGUGAGUAUUCAUUUUGUUGAAGUGCAUGUCUGUAGCUUCCAUGCCUGGAGGAAGCCCUUUGCAGGGCUCAGCCAAGGGACCUGCUCAUUUUGUAUUUUCUCAUUCUCCGCUCUUACUUUAGGCUGCAUUUCUGUGCAGCGUUGCACAUAUUGUAAAGUUACCAGUCCUUCCCCCCGCCCCGACUUGUAAAUCCUACAUUCUCUACAGCUAACCACGUUUGACAAAGAAGAACAGAGAAUGGUUAUUCCAACAUUUCAGCUAGCGAUAGAGGGGGCAUUAUGUUUGCCCACCACUUUAUGCACCGUGUUUGGGUUUUCCCAGCCACCGAAUGUUUAAUUUGCUUGCUAAACACUCGCUGUUCAAGGAUGAGGGAAGCACACUGACUUCUCACUGAGGCCCAUCCUACGUAGGCAGAACUUAUGGGGUAAUAAAUGGACUGUUUGCUCAUGCUGCCUCUGAAGGACAUAUUUGAAGGGAAAGUCUUUCCUGUGUCUGUACACAAGUCGCUUUAGCCUGAGGUCAGCUGGCUCUGUGCAUCUGCCAACACACAAGAGGAUUUGACUAUUGGCAUGUUACAUCAAAUAUCACUUUUGUAGUAUUUGCGAUGGCCUGCUAAAAGCCAAACUUUGAACACAGUGGCAGAUGGCGUACAACUGAAAUCACCUUGUAGCUGGGGGUUGGAGGGAGGAGAGAACGGUGUUGUGGGAAUCUUUCCAGACUUCUGUUGAGACUUCUUUCCAAAGCAACUUCAGUACACAAACUAAGAGAGAGAGAGAGAGAGAGAGAAAGAGAGAGAGAGAGAGAGUUCUGUUUAAAAGCGUUGAAAUGUUGCUGCCGCAAAACCUUUCCCAACCCCACUUACCAAAUAAAUUAAUACAGUGUUUUAAGCACUGUUUGUACAUUUGUAUAGAAGUCUGGGAUAACUGUGCUACAUGUUUCCACAGCUCUCGGGUUGCUAUUGCUCCUAAACCCUAACUGAUCCCAUCAGUUAAUUAAAUUAAAUUAAAUUAAAUUAAAACUGACCACAUGUGUAAUUGCCCACCAACAGCAAACAAUAAACAAACAAAGGAGACAGAAAAAAUGAGGAGUUGCUAAAAUGUUGGGUAACAACCGUGUCUUGCAUAAUGAUGGCAAAUUAUUCAGAAUAUUACAUUUGGGUGAUAAAACAUAGAUGCAGAGAUGAUGAUCUAACCUUUGUGAUUCCCUCUGGAGGAUCCCAAACCUUUUUAUUAGAAAACUAUCAGCCCCUUGGGAGGAAAGCAGCAUACCUUCUGUACUACUGCUCUGUCCCCUGCUGGCUCCCUCCGCUGUUCCCUGCUGUUUGGCUCUUGGAAGCCCUAAGCUUCUACCCUCACUUCCUGCUGUGAAACAGCUGACAGGCAGCUGCGGGGGCUGGAACUGGCUGCUUCUUGAGAGCAAAAGCUGCUGUGGCUUGGAGAAGGUGUGUGCAUGUGGAGAGAGAGAGAGAGAGUGCUGUUCACUUGUUCUAAAGAUUGCCUUGCGCUGGAACAGCUGAAGUCCAGUCCUGAAAUGCCAAUUAAUCAGAAUGGGUUUUGAAACAUUAAACUCAAAAGUUCGCUGAAGACUAUAGUAGUAACCACAGCAAUAAAAAAUGUUGUUCCAGUCUCAGUCUGUGAUGGAAAUCGGGAAAUAUAAAUGCUCCCAAAGGAAAGGAAUGACUGGAAGUGUGACAGAGCUCCCACUAAAGAAUGAACAUACCUGCUACCCUUUUGAGAGAUGGAAAAACAGGAUAUUCUAUUGCCCCAUCACUGGUGCUCAGAUUAGACUAGCCAGUGAUGCUUCUGACCAUGCAAGGACAUGAAUGUACACAAUGAGUAAGAGUAGCUGACUUUAAAAAGAUUGUUAUUUUUUAUAACUAGGGUGACUUCUUACUCCAAGCCCCUGUCUCCUGCUUCUGUGUCCCACCUGUCAACUGCUACCAUUAAUCUCACUUGCAGAAAGCAACUAGCAAGAUAGACUGCUUUUACCUGUCUGUCUGUUCAGAUGGUACCCACUUCAUGGUCUCAAAACUUUGCAAUGGCUUUUGAGUCUCUUACGUACCAAAACUAAAUAUAUUCUAGGUUUCAGGCCAUUUUUUGUUCUAAUAGUAACUUCAGAUCCUGUUGUCCAGAUUUCUUUUUCUUUCCAAGUAUCAGUUCAACAUCUUUAGCAGUAUGAUGAAAAGAGAAUUUUCCAAGUUGAUUUGCCACGCCAGCAUCAUGGAAGUCAGUCCCCGAGUGGUGAGGCCUCCGCACCACGCCGGUUUAGAGCAGGGAUUGACCGAAUGGGUGGCAGGGUUCGCAAGGUCCGCAGGCUGGAUUAACGAGCCCGGUGGGCUGUCGGAGCCAGCCGUUACAAAUGGCGAAGUUUAGCAUAAAAUAAAGACACAGAGAGCCAGCAAUAUUUUCAUGAUGGUAGGAGCAGCUCCCUUCGGACUUCCCUCUCCUCCGGUAACCUUUUUUAUUAUCCUUUGUCUCUCUCCAGCCGCAUGGCUGUUUGCCAAUGUCUCACGUUACCUCAUCCGGUCAAGGCUUUAACCCACCCACAAACCAUAUAAGGUUAAUACAUUCCAAUACAUUGUAAAGCUCAGAGUGCUGGUCAGCCGAGGUCAGGGGGCACCCUGCAAUAUUACAAGCCUUUACCGUGGCUUUAUGACUCCCACAGUGGGCCAUAUCUGGCCCCCGGGCUUUAGUUUGCCGACCCCUGCCUAAGAACAUUAGAAGAGCCCUGCUGGCUGAAGGGCCAUCCAGUCAAAGCGUCCUCUUCUGCCAGUGGCCAACCAGAUCUCUAUGGGAAGCUCUCAGACAGGAGAAAUGCACAACAGCAUGAUGGGAAGUUCUGCUUCUGCACAUGAGUCUGGGAAUGUUCAGUUCACAUUGAGUUCAUGAAACAUCAUCUCCUGACCUGUUCUUAACGCAUUGUUGACUACAUCUACGGAAUGCGAUUGUAAUGCUCUUUCAAGUCACGCAAUAUCAAUCACUAGUAAUAGUUUAUUAAGUCAUGCAAUAUCAAUCACUAGUAAUAGUUUAAUAAGGAGGAUUUCAUACCUGUCUAACCAUGUGUUCCCUUUCCCAACCUUUAAUCUAUUGAUGAUUAAUGCCCCUGCAUUGUAUUUGUGUUAACCAAUCAGCAACAAGCACAUUAUGUGGCAAUGCUGUAAUAUACAAUAAAAGGGACUCUCCGAGACAUGCUCGGUAGAUGCCUCCCAUAUGACACUUGUCACUCGUCUGUCGUUUAUUUCAACCCAACAACAGCACUCUCUCUCCCCAUGUGAUUCUCAGCAUCUAGUAUUGAGAGGUAUACUGCCUCUGACUUUGGAGGCAGAGCAUAGGAAUUGUGGUUGAUAGUCUUCCAUGAAGGUUGAGUCUAUCUUGAAACACUAUCACCGUGGGUAUGCCAACAAAGUGGGUUAGAAUUCAUAUGGGUCUUACUACUUAAAUAAUCCUCUGUGUAUAAUAUGGAGCUUCUCUUACCUUAUCAUUGAGCACUCUGUGUUUUCCCAUGAACCAGAGAAAUUAGAACUAAUGCUGUCCUUUAUUUUUAGCAUGUUCUUGUACAAAAACGUAACAUUCGUUCUUUCUCUCCUUAUUUGCAGUGGCACGCAUUGUCCCGUGAAGAACAAGCUAAAUAUUAUGAACUAGCUCGGAAAGAAAGGCAGCUACACAUGCAGCUCUACCCAGGCUGGUCUGCAAGGGACAACUACGUAAGCCGAUUAUUUACACUUUCUUCAGCUCGCAAUUUGCAGUAGUUAAAAGUCUAGGUGAGGGUAGCAGCUGGGCCAUGAGAUGCACCGUCGGCCUUGUGUUCACUUUCAAUUAAGUGCCAUUUAUUCUCUUGCCUUUCUUUAGAUUGUUUCUGCAUAUCCCAAACUAAUCUGGAAUUGGCCAUGGGUGUGUUCCUGGUCCAGCUUUAUGCCAUGUGACAAAUAACAUCAAAACGGCAAUUAAGGGAUAGAUAGCUUUGCAAACAUCUGGAGCACUGAUUCACAUAUGUCCCCCACCUGAUAACUCUUUUGAUGCAUGCUUAUCACAUGGUUAAUAAAAACACAGACAAUGAAUCUCUUCUGAAGGUGGCUUGUUGGAUUUUCCUGGAACUAAUCUGAGCUGUAUGUUUGUGCUUUGUGUUUAAGGCUUGUUUGUGUAUGGCUUUUAUUUUAUUUUAUUAAGUAGGUAGAAUGGAUGUAAACUAAAUUUCACACCUUGAUUUGAAAAGAACAGUCAUCUUCAGCUGCAGACGUAUUAUAAAUUAAUUAUAAAAAAACUGUUUAGUCAGUGCUGCUUUAAAAAAAGUAUACAUAUUUAAUUAUGAAAAAAAUUAACAAGCUAGACCGCUCAUACCAAAACCCAGUGAUGAUACUGCUAAUGUUGAACAUUUUGCCAUUUACUCAUUAAAACUUAUCUGUCUGUAUUAAAAAAAAAAUUCCAUACCCAUGAUAGCCUAGAAACUAUUUGUCUGGGAAUUAGCUAAGAAUGAGCCUUGAUCACUCCUAAAUAAAGAAUUCAAAGAGAAGCCUAAUCCCAGACCUAGUUCUUACUUUGAAAAUGCAGUGUGUCACACAUUCAUAAAAAAACCUCAAUCCUUUGUUUGCUACAGCCAUAAUCCAGUAUGCCUAGUUAAUGAUAGGUAAAUAGACUUGCCCCUGAGUAAAACUCCAUAAAAGAGCCACUGAGCUUCAGAGCACAGAGAAUCUCUUUUGCCCAGAACCUACAUUCACUUAAUAAAACCUUUUGUCUGCUCUUAAUUUAAAUCUCUUCUGAAAGACUUGUUUUAUCAUAAUGAAUUGUGUUAAAAUGGGAGAGAGGAGGGUAGUACUGUAACCAUGCAGCUACUAGGAGCUAAACCCAUGUGCUGCAGAAUAUAGAUUGGUUAUAUUGAGAGUUUAUGGUGAAAACAUGUGAUAGCCAGUCCGACCUUUAAAACUGCGAUCUCUUUCCAGUUGGAAAAUGCUUUACUUUCUGUCAAACACCCUGACCAAAAUGUUUUGAGGCAGUCAUGAGUAUUUCAUAGAAUCAUAGAAUCAUAGAGUUGGAAGAGACCACAAGGGCCAUCGAGUCCAACCCCCUGCCAAGCAGGAAACACCAUCAGAGCACUCCUGACAUAUGGUUGUCAAGCCUCUGCUUAAAGACCUCCAAAGAAGGAGACUCCACCACACUCCUUGGCAGCAAAUUCCACUGUCGAACAGCUCUUACUGUCAGGAAGUUCUUCCUAAUGUUUAGGUGGAAUCUUCUUUCUUGUAGUUUGGAUCCAUUGCUCCGUGUCCGCUUCUCUGGAGCAGCAGAAAACAACUUUUCUCCCUCCUCUAUGUGACAUCAUUUAUAUAUUUGAACAUGGCUAUCAUAUCACCCCUUAACCUCCUCUUCUCCAGGCUAAACAUGCCCAGCUCCCUUAGCCGUUCCUCAUAAGGCAUCAAGAGCACAGAUUUAUAUGUUAUAUGUUUGCAAGAGCACAGAUUUAUAUGUUACUCUUUGUUGCAGAAAUGCAUCAUUUUGCAGCAUUUCACGUUACCACUCCUUAUUACAGUUAUAUAGAGCUUUUGGCUUACAAAUACAGGCCUACAACUUGAAUCAUGGCUUCAAAUGUUGUUUUAGUCUAUUACUCAUUAUAAUAUAUGUAACUGGGGUCCGGUAGCAUUUUUCUGAAACAAGUUUCAAUGUGUCUGCUUCCUGCAAGUAUAGUCAUCUAGGAUAUUUUCUUCCUUGAAAUGAUUUCUACUAAAAGAAGUACUCUUCACACUUAAACAACUGAGUAAGGUUUAAGGCACCUUGCAGAGCCUAGAGCUCAGUUUUGAGGAGGAUCUUUUUACACUGCACUGAAACUCCUAAGUUUUUUGUACCUGAAUGUAGGCAAAAUUGUUAGAAGAAUAAUCCUUGAGGGAUCACAUAAAUAUGGAGAUAUUGAAUUUGCUUUGGCUGGAAAACCCCAAAUGAAUAUAAUAGUUAAAAAUAACAUGGAGAUAAUCAGAAAUGGCUUUUGAUGUGCCAUCACCCUUUCAGAAAUGUUAAGUAUUUUGAAGGAAGGUGAUUUAUAUGAUUGUAAAAAGUGUCUGCCCCCCCUCCCCGCUUUUCUUGCCUAAUAUAGGGAAAGAAAAAGAAGAGGAAGAGAGAAAAGCUACAAGAGUCUACUGCAGGUAUGCUUUAUGAGUAGAGCUUCAUGUUAAAUAUGUGUGCUAUUUGAAAAAUUCAGCACUUCCUUUAAUGCUUAUUUCUGGUUCUAUAUAUAGAAUUCUUUGCACAAACACUUCUCUAUUGAAUGGUACAUAUUCUAAUGGAUACUACUGCUGUCUUUAUUGCCUUUUCGGUCCACACUCAGUGGGGUGUCAAACUGUAGACUUGCUCUCAUUUUGAGGGAAUGUAUGGAAUCCAGCUCUGUACUGUUUGGAAGGGAAGUGUGGCCUUCCCUUUUCUUGGAGGUCAGUACAGGCAGAAAGCCUGGAGAUCACUGAUAACACCUGCAAGCGCAGUUUACAAUACGUUCCAAGUGCUCUUCGCCAGAGGUCUGCACAGAAAGAAGAAGCACCAUUUGUAGGACAUCCAGCCUUUGCUGCUUCUUUGUACAAACUCAUGCUCUAAUGGCAAUGGCAGCUGAAGAUUGUUUGCAGUAGCUGCAGAAUUGCCACCACUAGCCCUACACAUACAGGCAUGGAUGUUUUAAAAAGGAAGCAGUGGAGGGCUGUUUCCUUUGAUUCUAAUCUGCAUCCUGGUCUAGCUUCAACAAGUAGUAGCUGGGAGCCACUACUGGUUGAAUCAUAGUCCCUACUGACUCUACUGACCUCCAGAAGUAGGGCGGGGGAGGGAGGGAACAGGAAGCAACAGGUAUUCGGGUCUACACUUUCCCUCACUGUGAAGAUAACUGGUUGACUGAUUUGGUAUGGGGAUGCUGCACUGUUUCAUAUAUUCUCCUAUAGUUCUCAAAUGUAAUUAAACAUUUUUAAAAAGACAGGAGGAGCUGGUCUUUACAGCUGCCUGGUAGGUUGGCUCAAAGCAUCAGUGAGGUCCUUUCACUUUUUUGUAUAUUAAAUAAAACAAAAUGGCUGGUAUAAGAACCAUGAAAGGCAGAGGAAAUCAAUCGGCAAUCAAUAUUCUAGUAAAAUACCUUUUAUUUGGAGUGUGCAAAAAAUAAAUAAAUUCUUCAAUGGAAAUUUGUUAAAAGCAACAAUCUUCUACAGGUGCAGCCCCACGAAUGACAGCUGCCUACAUCUGA
Podarcis lilfordi (Lilford's wall lizard) is the source of this 87522-nucleotide messenger RNA. The record is from the annotation of a GenBank genome assembly. Lineage: Eukaryota; Metazoa; Chordata; Lepidosauria; Squamata; Lacertidae.